GCUUUUGCAUCCUUGAGAGAAAAGGCAGGCAGAUUCUUCCAAGGAGGCGCCCGGCCUGCAUCCCGGCCAGCGAGGUGUGGGGAGGGGGCCUGUGCCUGCCCAGAGGGGGAAAGGGGGGGCAUCAGGCGCGAGGGCGCUGGCUUGGCAAUGUGAGCCCAUCUGCCCCCAUCUCUCUUAGGAGGAGAGAAGGGGCGCCCUGCGCGCCUGCUUUGCUGCCUGGCCCCAGGGACCGGCUCUUCUCCCGACUGGCCCUCUCUUCCCCUGCCUGGCGAGCAUCCUUUGAACUCUCCCUGCAUCCCAAGGAAGGACCACUUUGCCACCGCCGCUUCUUUCCCCCCACAGACAGCUUUUCUUUCUUCGUGUUUUCUUUUCUUUCCCCCGUAGCGCAAGGGAGGAGAGCAACUCUCCUAGGAGUUGUCGAAUGGUCUUCCCCUUUCCUCUUGCAGCCAUCUCUUGAGAGGGGAAGGAAGGUUUCAGCGCUUGAGAAAGGAGGGCGGAGGGAGGACGACGACGAGUCCGAGCCAAUUGUCGGAGGAGGAAGUCCUUCCACUCUCACCUGUUCCCUCCCGGAGGGCUGGAUCUAAUGCUGUGACUCACCUGCGCGGCUGGUUUCCGACAGGACACGACAGCAACGCAGCGCCAGGCUUUGGCAGGCGACCAAAGCCACACAGACUUCUUCUCUCCGUCUCCUUUGGGUGGCUCUGCCCCUUUUCCUCCUCCUCUCCCUCCUCCUCCGCCACGAAAAGGAAGAACUCAGGAGUUCUCUGCAGCCUGCUGUUAAGUAUUAUACUUAUAAUAUCCAUGUCCGCUUUCGCCUUGGCAAAAGGAGAACACCUCUCCAUUGGGGAGACACGCCUCUGCCAAGUCUGAUUUCUCUGGCUAACUUAGUUCCCCCUCCAUCUCCACCUGCCUCGUGCUCUCCCCGCCCCCCUGAUCCGAGACAAAAACCUCCUUGUUCUUUCAUAAUCGCUGCGAAAUCAGUUUUACAAGGAAAAAAAAAGAGAAAGGAUAGAACCGGCCUCUCCAGUUUUGGCUUGGAAACCGAAGGAAGAUCUCGCAGGUUUCACAUCUCAGCCCGCUUUUCGUUUUGCUGAGACACGCUGAAAUUUACAGUUUUGGUGGUGCCGGCUUAUAUAUCUUGACUUCGACGCCAUGUCCACCCGGGACAGCGUGCAGAUUCCGGACGACCGAGAUUUCGACCACUUCCGGACGGAGUGCAAUUCUGACGACGGCUGGAGCCUCACGUACAACAAGUCUGGGAUUGUCGUGUGGAUCCAGAUCCUUGAGGCAGAGAAAUCCCUGCACAAGAUCAAGGUAAGGAAUGCGCCGUGGAGCGUGGAAGGAUCUGGCCCAGCACAAGCAACCAGGGUUUUGUUGUGGCUUCAGACCACAGGCCCUGGUUGGCAGGGUUGUUGUUUUUUAAUUCUCUUGUUUAUUAACAACUUUUCUUUUCCCUCAGUUGCCACUUCUACUUUUCUGUCUCUUUUGGGGUCGACGCAGGAAACCCAAGGCAGUUUUCAGACGUAGCGUUUUGAGGUAUUUAAUAUGCAGGGGGCUGCAGCCCAUAGUGAACCUGUCCCACGCGAGCCUCACAAAAAGGAAAUGUGUGAGAGGGCACCUGUGACCUUGCACCACUCCUGUGAGUUGUCACGUAUGACUUCCAACCGCGCCAGAAUGCCUGGCGACUGAAGUUUCGAAACCUAACGUGCACUUUGCUGGGAAGUCAGGUUGUCCUCUUAACCUGACAUUUUGACCGCUGCAUGGAAGUCCUUGAUAAGGCAUUUCGUUAGAAAUUCAGUUGCGCAAUCCUCAGUGUCACCGCCACAAAAUGAAGCAAGUCCCACAAGGCAGAAGAAAAGCGGCAGAUUAAUAACUCACAAAAGGGCAGGAGUUACAAAGCGCUGUGCUGUCUUGAACUGGGCCGCUUUGGAACAUGUAGAUUUUCGGGUUUCACAGAACUCUUUGUCAGAUAGAAACUGAUGAAGACUUCUGAGAAAGCGGAACAUGUGCAUGCUUUUAUACCGGCUGAAAACAUAUAAUGUACCGGCUAUGUUUUCCUUUCCCUGCAUGCACCAAGUUUAAUUUUUUUUGGGGGGGGGUGCAUUUGUGCAAACGUGAAUAUCUUGGUCUUUUUUAUUUGAACUUCUAAGUCACCUGAACUCUGUCCUUGAAGCUCCAGGGAGGCUGCAGUGCAAACACCCACCCACCAGUGAUUCACUGCGCUGUGAACCAGGAACUUCCUGGUGCGAGUCUUUCACGAGAUCACCCUCUGUCCAACUUAGCAACUCCCCUUUCGAUCGGGUUAAGAUGAUGCUGGCCUUCCUUACAGGGGCGACGUUGCAUUUAGUUGGUCAGGAUGCAAAGUUCCCUGAAUCCUAUAAGCAGUAUAAUGAUCCCUGAAUCACUCCGGUGCUUUCCCUCCUUAUCAACACAACAACCUUGUGAGGUAGGUCAAGCAGGGAAAGAGAGUUUUCUCCAGAGAGCAUUGAAGUUCCACUGGAACUAGAAUCUUGGCUGUUUUUGGCUGAACACCACAUGCUAACUACUAUAUAAUAAAUGGAGGAUGCCCUAAUAUAAUUAUUCUUUAAGAACAGAGGAAGCUUAUUGCCUUCACUCACUGACAGUGAUUCUCUCAGGUUUCAGAUUAGUGCCCCCCCCAUCCCCUGGAGAUGCUCUCCAAGCAUUCAAAACUUGCUAGGUACAUUUUGCACCUGGCUAUCAGCCACUUGCGACCAAGUGAAGAUACCCGGGAGCCAGGAUGGCACCUGAUGUCUCCACCACCUGUGGAUCCUUGGCUCAGGACUGUUUUCAUGCACCAAUUCCACAGGUACCAAAAAGUCGCACAGAAAAAAUACGACUUUUGAGUCGUCUGGACCCCCAAAUGGCCACUAGGCAUUCCAUUUUGGCAACUGCAGCCCUGGUUUAAGGAGCCAUUUGGCGCCUAGCUUAUAUAUCUGAAUUCCUAACCCUGUUUGUCUCUGAGCUUUGCAACGCACACAGCUUUCGGAGAGCUCCAAGUGCCUCCCAUACAUGGUCUUCCUAAUACUCGCAACCACCCUGUAAGGGAGGCAGUAAUUAUUAUCUCGCUAUGAGCCAGGGUAGGGCUGUGGCCCUAGCGUCUUACACGGUGCCCCCUUCUGGAUUUCUGACGGAGGCAAGGUUGGUUGAACCAGGGGAUUUUAUCACAUGCAACUUUUCAUACAGGGGAGGGAGAAGCUGCUUUGGAGAUCCCCUUUUCUAUGCAAGGAGUUAGGGGCUCAGCUGGCCUCUCCCCUCUAUGCCUGCCUGCUAUACAGAAAGUAACCAAACAAUUAAACCCCUGUGUUGCAAACAAUUAUCAGUAAUAGCCAAGGCAACACGAUGACCAAGUAUAACAAUGCGAUGUCAAUAUGAGCUCUUUAUAUAAUCCAUACAGAACAUUGAACAGUAUGAAAUAUAUGAAAUAUGCACUCUCUGCAAAACCAAAUAAACAGAAAUCUUAUAAAUCUCUGAAAGUCACAAAAUAGGCACUCUUGAUGGAUUCUCUUGAAAACAUAGAACCAAAUAAACAUAAGUCUUAGAAAGUCUUUGUAGACUAUGCAAGUCUCUGAAAGAAGCAAUGGGUCAGAUUCUUAUCUGGUGAAAAUAAGCCCUAAAGCUUUGUUUUAUGACGUCCAACGCUGCUGAAGUGGUCCGCAAACAGAUGUAGUGAACAGUGAUUCCAGAUAUACCCACUUUCUGCUGUACAGAAAGGGCUUCUCUUCAUCCAGGACUCCUUUGGGAGGGGAGGAAGGGCGGGAUACCAAUCUUUGUUAAGAAUAAUAAUUAUUAAUUAUUAUGUUAAUAAUUAUAGAGAAAACUCAUGCUCGGGCUUUGCCAAAUACCCUGCAUGUCGUUCAGAUACACAGUGAGCCAGUUCACACAUGCAUUUUAAACGUGGCGUUUGUUAGUCAGCUUUUCUGGGUCUUGCGAAUGCUACGGUGACCAACGGGUGUUGAGAUCGCAGUUCGUUGCCUCCAGCCUCAGUUCUAUUGGCCAUCCAACCACUGCUUAAAAACCUCUCCCGAAGGAGAGUCCACCAUGUUCAUAAGACCAAUCACUCUGGCAAAGAGGAGAACCAAACCAGACUGAAAAGACAGUUAUAGGAGCCGACCCAAAGUUUUCCCCCCCUACAUCAUGCGAGAGAGCUGUGAAAAUAUGAUUCCUUUCCCCGUUCCUCAUCUGUCUCCUCAUCCAUCUCCUUCUGUCUCGUAUGCCUGAAGCUUUUUAGCAGAGAUCCUCUUUGCUUAAUCACAUAAAGAGAUGGAGCAGGGAGAUCGGUUUCCCGAGGGGGAAAACGGAUGUUUCCAUCCCAUUAACGUUACCCGGCACUCUGGGGCCAGAGGUCAGUUGGUGCCUCCGAGACGCCAUCUAAGCAGCAACAAGGAUCAAUGCGCUCUGGUGGCUCCUUCCGUGCUUUGCAUCCGUGCAGAAUGACGGCUAAGUGGUGUCAAGGAAUAGAUUCAUUCGCCACAGAUUUAAAGAGGUGGAUUUGGAGGACGGGCCUCAGAGAUCCUUGAGCACCAGCAAACGUAGAUCCCUUUUAGGCUUGGCAAGUGACCAGAAGCAGGAGGGAAUGAUAUGAAGUGCUCUUGUGCCCGGUGAAGCUUUUUCGCAGCCUGGAAAUAAACACCGUGCUUUUUGUAAACAUGAAAUCUGCCUGCGGUGGCAGAUAUCGAGGUACCAAGCUGUUUCUGCACAGCAGCAGAGGCAUUUUGAGAAAGCUGGCAACCUCAGCUCCACAGGUCCAUCUGCCUGCAUCUCUUGAUCCAGGCAUAGCCUUUGAAAGAGAUUUCUUUUAUUUUCUCUUGAAAAAUAAUAGAAUCAAACGUUUUUCUUUUUCUGGCUCGGUUAAGAGGAACGGUUACCCUCCAAAAUCGUGCCUCAACAGGGUGGGGGCUUGGAGAUACGAUAUAUGAUAGCUUGUUUCCUCCAGUUGAUCAGUUCCAUCAAUUGGAGAUGCUGAAAUGAGGCAGCUGUUUAAGAGGCCCGGAAUCUGUUUUCCCAUCUUGCAGUUUGUAAUCUCAUCUAUUCUCCCUUCUCAGAAAGACACACACACAGAAACCUCACUCCUGAGAAAGGCACAGAGGCAUAAACGAAAGUGUAGCACCACCUGGUAGAUGACUCUUGGUGGUUAUUGUUGUUAUAAUAUAUUUAAUUAUACCCUGUCUUUUUCCUUGACGGGGACUCGUCGACUUACAGUUAAAAAUAAGAACUGCUAAAAAUGUAAGGGGAGGGCAAACAAUAACCAAAAAGCAAAUUAAACAUUGAUAGAAUUAAAACUCUUUCUCUCUCUCAUCAUAGAAUCAUAGGACUGUGGAGUUGGAAGGGACCAAGAGGGUCAUCUAGUCCAGCCCCCUGCAAUGCAGGAAUCUUUUGCCCAGUGUGGGGAUCAAACCCACAACCUGAGAUUAAGAGUCCCGUACUCUAUGGACCAAGCACACACAUAUAUAUGUAUAUCUAUUAAAACUAUACAUAUAAGUGCAAUAAAAACAGCAAGCAACAGCCCUUUCCUUAAAAGCAGUCAGAUCCCCAAAGUCUGUUGGAACAAGCAAGCCUUCAUCUGCUGGUGGCAGGACAGCAAGGAGGGAGUCUGUCUGGCUUCUCUAGGGAGGGGGUUUUCAAGUUGCUUGGGAGGAGCCACCACCGAGAAGGCCCUCUUCUGCGUCCCCAACAAGCGUCCCUGUGAGGGUGGUGGGACCAAGCUAAGGGCCUCCCCUGAGGGUUUGCAGCUGACCAGCUGCUCUUCAGAGUUAGAUUUAUGAGGGGAGGUCAAUGGAUGCUGCAGGGGUCGGCAAACCUUUUCAGCAGGGGGCCAGUCCACUGUCCCUCAGACCAUGUGGGGGCCGGACUAUAUUUUGAAAAAAGAAAAGAAAAAAAAGAAUGAAUUCCUAGGCCGCACAAAUAACCCAGAGAUGCAUUUUAAAUAAAAGGACGCAUUCUACUCAUGUGAAAACCCGCUGAUUCCUGGACCAUCUGCGGGCUGGAUUUAGAAGGCGAUUGGGCCGGAUCCGACCCCCGGGCCUUAGUUUGCCUACCCAUGCUGUUGAGAGUUUCAGAGAAGGAGAUGGAUAGACCUUACGCAUGGCUAGAAACCAAGAGAGCUGGCAUGGCGUAGUGGUGGUUAGAGAGUUGGACUAGGACCUGCGAGACCUGGGUUCGAAUCCUGACUUGGCCACAUGCAGUGUGGGGCCUUGGGGGUCAGUGGCCGCCUCUCAGCCCAGCCUACCUUGCAGGGUCGAUGGGGGGAUUAAAUGAGGAGGGGGAGCAUUACUUAGGCCACCUUGAGCUCCUUGGAGGAAAAGGUGGGAAAAUACAUUUGAUAAGUAGAUAACAAGGGCAGAGCUCUACUGGGAGAAUGUCCCACUAGGUAGCGUGUCGUUUUAGGGGCUGAAACCCAAUUUUUCAUUGAGGGCCUUAAAAAUAUGUUUUUGGGUGUAAGCAAUUCAAACCUGCUAUUAUUUUCUGUGAUUGGACAACAUGUAGCUUGGUAAGGCUAUGUUUGAAGAAGGAGCACAUAAACUGCUUGAAGGAAAACCAAAGGAUUUUAAUCUUACCUUCUGAAAAUGUCAGGUAAUGCUAAAUAACAGCAAUAAAUAUAACAAGAUGCAAUAUUAUAUGACAGAUGGACAUCCGCCCUCUGUUUAAAAACUGCCUGUGGUGAAGAAUCCAUCACUUUCUGAGGGGACGUAUGUGGAUAAGGCGACUUCAAGGGUGAACCGGUACAAAUUGUUAAGGACUUCAUGUGCUAACAUAUGAAUGAACGCUGAGGAAACAGUUGUCAUCUAACGUCCCCGCAAACUUUGCACAAGCAAAAAGGCAUUUCUUCUUUUUUAAAAGACACGUGUUCUAAGGUGCUACAGGUUCGUAAAUGUCACAUAGAAAGCAUUGGGAGGGGGUAGUGUUGGUCAGUGUCAGAAGGUCCUGGGUUCAAAACUCACUGGCUUCUCCAGGAAAGCUGGGAGAGAUCCCUGCCUGACCACUGGUCUGAUUCGGUAUUACACAGCUUCCCUUGCUCUUAUCUAAGAGUCCAGCUGUUUCUUCUCCAACAGAGCCAGCAUGAAAUUGUGCAAAAGCCCGGCAGCAUUUUUCAACCUGAAGCCCACUUCCUGGCAUUCAGAACUUUGCAGAUGGCGCGUUCAGGUUCUUAGGCCCUUGCAGACUUGCGUUCAAGGCACGAACUUGCGGCGUUGGUUGGUGAAGCUAAAUAGGUUUGCAUCCCAAGCCCAGUUAUGGAACUCAUUGCCACAGGAGCAGGGAUGGCCACUGACCUUAGAUAGCCUUAAAAGACCAGUAGGCCAAUUGAUGGAGGAGGCGAGGCCUAUCGAGGACUUUGAGCCAGGAUGGAAGUUUUUGGAAGCCACAGGAGGGGGAGAGGGCUCCUGUGUUCACUUCAGAUCCUGCUUGUGUUAAUAUUUUAAAUUCCCUGCCCUGGAGCUCCAGACCACCCCUCCAUACAUCAUGCAUACAUCACAGAAGGGGUGUAACCCAAGCCCACCACCCCCAGAUACAUCAUACCUACAUCACAGAAAAGGUGGUCUACAGCAGAAAUCUGAGUGUGUUGUUUACCUCCUGUCUGGCAGGUUGCCUGUUUAAUGCUUACUUUAUUGGAUACCCUGGGGAGCCUGGCCAGUCUUUUGUAAUGAUAAAUUCUUAGUUCCUGAGCCAGGUCACAGGCUCACCCUAUUCAUACACAGACAUACCCUUAAGACAGGAUUUGUGAAGGAUAAGACAAUGGGGAGGCUUUUCCAUUUUCCUUUGACCUUGCAGAGAAAACAUUUGGUCAGUUUGGGAAUCAAAAAUGGUUUCAGGUCGGUCUUCCUGUGCUGGUCUAUGUACGUGCUUGGUUGGUACAUUUAUGAACAUUUAAUAUAUAUCUAAGACCUUAAAAUUCUUAUCACACUUGCAGCAGGCAUCUGGUUGGCCACUGCAAGAACAGGAUGCUGGACUAGAUGGGCCAAUGGCCUAAUCCAGCAAGUUCUUCUUAGGUUUUUAGGUUAUGCCCCCCCCCCCACACACACCAAGAGACACCAAUACAACACACACAAGACAUUGGGCAGACAAAAAGGUAAUUUGGUUUUUAGGUUUCUACAUUUGGAGAGAGGCAAGAAUUUUCUCUCAGCAGAAGGGCAGAUGUUGGACACCUUAUUUUGUGCCAGGCCUACCACGCCUUUCCCUGCUGCACAGCAGGCGGAAAUUAAACCGGUGCAGUUUCCCAGCACCGCUGGGGUGUGGCGCCGGGAAAGCUUUGCUCCUUGAACCCUUGCGAGUAGCGUGUAAGGUAGAGGAGAACCUGGCAGAAGAAGAGAGGUGGCAAUUUGAAGAGAUACUCAGGUGGAAGCGGUUCACUGUGUCCUUUGAAAGCGAUUCUUUGCAAGCCUUGAGAAGCAGGCGAGGCGGGGGGGGGGUGUGUGUGUCUUUUUUUAGAAGCAAGAGUCUUCAUUUUGCUUCGGCAUUUACACUUUGCUGAUACAAAGCUUCCCACUCUCCACGGGGGAGGCAGUUUUUAGUUCAUUGUUGAGUAAAUGAGAAGCUUCUAUCAGUCCUUGCUGGAGGGUUGGCACCUCACUCUGGCGGAUAAAUUCACACUUAGGCAAGAGAGGUUACAGGUUCCUGUUUCUCCCUUCCUUCAAAAGAAAGGGGAAAGGGAGAAGAAUAUUGUCUCUGCUUCAGAGACCUGCAUUCAGGCUUCAAAGCCAGACAGAGAAACAGCCACAACGGGCAGGAAGAAGGUUACCUUUCCUCUGCGUUAGAGAAACCUAGGCGCUAUGUGUCUCCAGCCCUUUCUCUCCACCUGUUCUCCGAGAUUGGUGAGCGCUUUGGGUUCGGAUGGGGCCGGAAAUCUGAUUCAGGUAGCAUUCGUAGGUGAAUCUGAUUUGCACCUUCCGAAACAAAAGUGAAGUGCAACACAGCCAUCGUUGGAAAUUUCCACAUCUCCGAAUCUUGCAGUGCCCUUUUCCAGCCCAGAAACAUAAACAAAAUUGCACAUCACUGUGUGCAGGAAAAUGCACGUUUUAUUUAUAUAUUGCAUUUAUACCCUACCUUUCCUUGAAGGAAAAGGGACGAAGGUGGCGCUGUGGGUUAAACCACAGAGCCUAGGACUUGCAGAUCAGAAGGUCGGCGGUUCGAAUCCCCGCGACAGAGUGAGCUCCCGUUGCUCAGUCCCAGCUCUUGCCAACCUAGCAGUUCGAAAGCACGUCAAAGUGCAAGUAGAUAAAUAGGUACCGCUCCGGCGGGAAGGUAAACGGCGUUUCCGUGCGCUGCUCUGAUUCGCCGGAAGCGGCUUAGUCCUGCUGGCCACCCAGCUGUACGCCGGCUCCCUCGGCCAGUAAAGCGAGAUGAGGGCCGCAACCCCAGAGUCGGCCACGACUGGACCUAAUGGUCAGGGGCCCCUUUACCCUUUACCUUUACUUCCUUGAAGGAGCUCAAGGUGGGCUACGUCGUUUUACCUGCUGGGGGCUGGUCCCCACUGAAGGUUACUCAGUGAGCUUCAUGGCUGAGCGGGGAUUUGAACCCUGGUCUCUCCCAGCGCUCUAUCCCAGCCCGGCAUUCUAACUGUUAUAAGAAAAACCUGCUCCUUUCCCCUUAUGGGGUAUCUAAGAGCCUUCCUUAAGAAGGUCCCCUAUCGGAAGGAGAAAACAACAGAGGCCAACUAGAGAAUAUUGAGAAGCAAAGCAGCUACUAAGCCUGAUCUUUAUUAACUGUUGCAACAGGGUCCCCGCCACUCACCACACGCAGGAGGCAGGAGGGACCCAGAACAGUGGUGCGCAAGCCCUUAUACACUGUAAAGACUUAUGAAAUUGCCCCCCCUCGUAGCCCAAGACCACCCCCCCCAAAACAACAUACAUACAUCACAGAAGGAGGCUGUCUACAGCAGAAAUCCUGUGUGCCAGGAUACCUAGUAAUGGUCACUGAUUGCUUUAACUGGUCAGCCUGGCCAUUCUUUUGUGAUGGUAAAUACCGUAUUUUUCACUCUAUAAGACGCACCAGACCACAAGACGCACCUAGUUUUUGGAGGAGGAAAACAAGAAAAAAAAUAUUCUGAAUCUCAGAAGCCAGAACAGCAAGAAGGAUCGCUACACUGUGAAAGCAGCAACCCCUCUUGCUGUUCUGGCUUCUGGGAUAGCUGCGCAGCCUGCAUCCGCUCCAUAAGACGCACACACAUUUCCCCUUACUUUUUAGGAGGGAAAAGGUGAGUCUUAUAGAGCAAAAAAUAUGGUACUUUAAUUCCUGAAUCCAGGUCACAGGCUGGUAAGCAAAAGACAAUGGGGGAGCUUUCCCAUUUCCUCCCUCACUGCAGAGAAUAUUUGAGUCAAAAUGACUUCGGGAUUGCUCUCCUAUACUAUUUCAGACACGUGGUUUAUAUACUUAUGUAUGUGUUUGCCUUGUAGAUUUAUGAACAUAUGAUUUAUAUAUAUGAGACCUUAGAAUUCCUAUAACAACCUGCCUCUCCCAACGCUCUUAUCACAGCCCAGCCUUCUAACCAUUGCACCACACCGGCAUACAAAUUGCAUGAUGUAAGCAAAAACUGCUUUGCAAAAAUGGGUAUAUUGGCCAAACUGCAGAUAAAGGUGGGUGAGUUAGGAGAAGUCUUCCCUUAAAAGCUGCCAAAUUGUCACAAGGACUUUUGUUGCUGUUGUUGCAAAAUUCCACUUAAGAGUGGAAAACAGAGAAAUUUAGAUUGACAGAUUUAUCCAUCCCUAACUGUGCAAAGAGUGAAGGAGCAACUUCAGCCGAUUUUGGAUGCCGCUAAGGGGGAGACUGACAGAUCCAACUUGUGGAUGGAAAUUCAGGGCCCCGUCCAUUGCCUUAUGCAACUGUGCUGACCUACCACUCGAUUUCACAGCAUUUUCAGUGGACCGUACCCUAGGCCUUAAUCCAGCUCUGCUUUUAAUUUUUAGUGUCAAGUUUGCUACUGACACUAACUUUUUCUCCAUUAAAAGAAGAGUCCUUUUUGUGCGUUGAGAAAUAUACAUCUUUGGAGCGUGUUCUCUUGUUCACAUUGCUAGCAAUAAUAUGUUUGCACAGUUGCACUUUUCAGCAAACCGAGGGCGUGAAAUGCAGGCGACAGAAUCCUUGCCCAAGUUGUGAGACGGAAAUGGCAGCUUUGUAUCUUUUCAGAUCCGAAAACGGUCCGUCUUAAAAAUAAAUAAAAAUGCCCUAAUUUCAAUUACCAUUUCUAACAAGUAGGAUGGCUUCUUCCUUAGGCGGUUUGCUGCGAAGUUUGGGAUCUAUUUAGGAACAUGAAAAGCUGCCUCGUGCAGAAUCAAACCCUUGUUCCACUAAAGACAGGAGUAGGGGAACAUCUGUGGCCUUGCAGAUGUGGCUGGACUCCCAACUCCCAUCAUUGCUGACCAUUGGUCAUGCUGGCUGGGGCUGAUGGGAGCUGGAGUCCGGCAAGCCUUAUGAGGAGUGGUUGAAGGAGCUGGGUAUGUUUAGCCUGGAAAAGAGGAGACUGACAGGAGAUAGGAUAGCCAUCUUCAUAUAUUUGAAGGGCUGCCACAUGGAAGAUGGAGCAAGCUUGUUUUCUCCUGCUCUGGAGGAGAGGACUCGAACCCAUGGCUUCAGGUUACAAGAAAAGAGAUUCCGACUAUAUGUUGAAGAAUCAUUGCUUCGACACUUGUGAUCUUUGCUUCUUCCAGUACACUGGUAUUUGUUUGCCUGUCUUCCCAAGUGAUGUGUAAAAUUUUUCAGUGACACCGUUGAUGGAAUCUUUCGAAGAGUUGGAGAUGGCGUUUAUAAGUGGUCCAUGUUUCACCAUAGUUUAAUAAACCACGGCUUAGUGUUAAGUGAGCAUCAGGGCUGUCCGAGGUAUCAGAAACAAGGCCUUCGAAACAAGGAGACCUAGCAGUAAGUGGGAACUCAGCUCUGAAUCUGGUUAGACCAGUUCUCUUCCUCUUUUCCUGUCCUUCCUCUUCCCCUGACAGUUUCACCUGCCCUUUUGAUUUACUGGUUCCAUAAAAAGAUAAGCCUUUCCCACAUCUGUGCACGUCCUUGAGACGCCUCCAGCUUUCUGAGUCUCCUGCCCUUCCCUAAAGAUUGCAGUUGCCAAGAGAGAACCGGUUAGGGUUGCCAUAUUUCAAAAAGUAGAAACCAGAGCACCCCAAAAGUUUGGUGGGAAAAGCCACCCAAAAACCCACGAUUUUUCGAUUGACUUGCCUAAGAUCCAGGACAAAGCGCCACCCUCCAGAAAUUCCCCCCAGACGUCACUUCCUCCCUUGAAAUCCCGGUAAUGUCUGGGAAAAUCCAGACAUAUGGCAGCCAUAGAAACUGUGCUGGUCUGGAGCUGAGCCUGGCAGCCUGUUUUCAAUACUGGGGCUUUGUAUUGGAGUACUGAAGUAGUGAAGAAAAGUGACUGUGAGCAUGCGCAAAGUGCCUUUCCCCUCACCCCUGCACAGCCUUAUCCUCCUGCACAAAUGGGUGUGAUCCUCUUUUAAAAUUUUCUUUCUUUCUGUGUUGCACUUACCGUAUUUUUCGCUCCAUUAGUCACACCUAGUUUUUAGAGGAUGAAAACAAGAAAACAAUAAUAUUCUGAACGAAACAGUGGAUGUAUGAUUUUUGUGGUUCAUGCUGUGGCCACAGACAUGUGAUUUGGCGGUGAGUUUGGGGUAGCCCAGUGCGAAAAUCCUGAGGAUCCAUGUGGAUCCGUGCUUUGUAACCACGUUUUUGCGCCAUUGCGGCCCCACGAAACAGUGGGUGCGGGUUUUUUUGGUGCAGGCUGUAGCCAUGGACAUGCUAUGUGAUCUGAUGGAGAAUUUGGGGUGAUCCAAUGCAAAAAUCCUGAGGAUCCAUAUGCUUUUACCUCCCCACUCCCAGGCAGCCUCCUUUAUCGCUAGCGUCCCUUAUCUCCCUCCUGAUCGCUUGCCGAUCAGCUGCUCAGCGGCUUCGUUUCAACACCCCUUCCCUCUUUCUAAAAAACAACAACAAAAAAACACAAUCUGCUUUUCACCCCUGGGCAAUUUGGCUCCAGGGACCACGCAUUCACUCCAUAAGACGCACAGACAUUUCCCUUUACUUUUUAGGAGGAAAAAAGUGUGUCUUAUGGAGCGAAAAAUACAGUAUAUCCCACCUUUUCCUUGAGGUGGCCUGCAUGUUUCUCCCCCUCCUCUGUUAAUCCCCACCACAACCCUGUGAGGUAGGUUAGACUGAGAGGCAGUGACUGGCUCAGGAUCACACCCGAGGGAGCUUCAUAGCCAAGUGGGGAUUCAAACCCUGGUCUCCCAGGUCUUAGUCUGACACUCUAACCACUGCCCUCCUGUGGCAGGGAGUUCCAUAGUUGAACCCUGUGCUGCAUGAAGAAGUUCUAAAUCUUCCCACAUUCAGCUUUAUGGGAUGCCUGCAAGUUUGAGUGUUCUCAGAGAGGGAGAACACUUUCCUCUAUCCAAUUUCUCGAGGCCUGUCUUCCUGUCUUCUAGACAACGGGGAUUAUCGGUUCUCGCAGGCAGCAAAAGAGAUGUUAACGCUUUCAACUGGUCUGGACUACAGGUGGGGUCUCCUUUUAUUUUAAUUUGCGCAGAGGGGAAUUCAGCUCCUCCUUUGAGCCCCUGUUUGCGUCUGGAAGUUGUCCAGUCCAGAAACAGCUUUCCCCUCCUUCUCUGCUGUUUGGGAGCAGCAGGACUCGUCCCCCCCCCUCCCCGAUCACUGAUUUAUUGAUUUAUGGAUAGAACAAAUUACAUCCUGCCCUUCAAAAUGGUGUUUCUAGGGCGGCCUUGCAGCCAAGCACAAACAAAACAAGCAACCAGUCCGUCAGAACAGGACAAUGUCAAGGAUAACGGAUAAAACAGGAUAUGCAAACAGCGUGGAAGACAUAAACAGGCACCUCCCAAGCUGUGCAGGCCUUCUGACCAUUUGCUAAGUCCCUGUCUCUCCUGGUUCCUGACUGCCUGAGGUCCUUUGCCAGCCCGGUGUCCUCUGGAAGUUUUGGACUACAACUCCCACCAGCCCCUGCCAACAUGCUCUGGGCGUUUCAGACUACAUUGGACCCUCGGGUUACGUUACCUUCGGGUAAUGCAACUUUCGGGUUGCGAACGCGGCAAACCCGGAAGAGCAUUCUUCUGGGUUUCGCCACGCACGCAUGCACAGAAGCGGCGCCUCUGCUUACAGAAUUUUCAGGGCGCAGACGGACACCCGGAACAAAUUAAAAUUCAUAUCCGGAGGGUCCACUGUACAGUGGUGCCUUGGUUCUCAAACGCCUUGGUUCUCAAACAACUUGGAACCCAAACACUGCAAACCCAGAAGUAAGUGUUCCGGUUUGUGAACUUUUCUCGGAAGCCAUUUGGAGUGCCACACUUCCAUUCUGAGUGUUACGCUGAGGUCUGUCUGUUUUUGCUAUUUAUUUUGCGUUUUUGUGGCUCUUUUUUUAUCUUGGUUUUGUGACUGUGUGGAACCCAGUUCAGCUACUGACUGGUUGAUUGUGUGACUGCAGUACAUUGUUUACUGCUUUCAUUUUAUGGAUCAAUGGUCUCGUUAGAUAGUAAAAUUUGUGUUAAAUUGCUGUUUUAGGGGUUGUUUUUAAAAGUCUGGAACGGAUUAAUCCGUUUUGCAUUACUUUCUAUGGGGAAGCGUGCCUUGGUUUUGGAACGCUUUGGUUUUGGAACGGACUUCCGGAACGGAUUAAGUUUGAGAACCAAGGCACCACUGUACAAAGCCCAUCAUCCUGAGCCAGCACAGCUGUGCACCUGGGUCAGCAGAGUCCUCUCUAGGCAUCAUCCACGAAACUGUCCUUUACUUACAUAAUGUUCCGCUACACUUUGUGGGCAGCUAUGACUCAUCCUCUGCUUUCCCCCAUUUCUUUAUUUUCAUUACCGUGAUCAUUCCUUUCUCUUCUGCUUUAUAUAGUCCAGAUCUAUCUUUCCUGGUAACAGAGACGUUUGAAGACCCUGACUGCUCUGGCGUUCAUUAAGAUAAAGGUAAAGGUAAAGGUGACCCCUGACCAUUAGGUCCAGUCGUGGCCGACUCUGGGGUUGCAGUGCUCAUCUUGCUUUACUGGCCAAGGGAGCCGGCGUACAGCUUCCAGGUCAUGUGGCCAGCAGGACUAAGCCGCUUCUGGCGAACCAGAGCAGUGCAUGGAAACGCCGUUUUCUUUCCCGCUGGAGCGGUACCUAUUUAUCUACUUGCACUUGGACGUGCUUUUGAACUGCUAGGUUGACAGGAGCAGGGACCAAGCAAUGGGAGCUCACCCUGUUGCGGGGAUUCGAACUGCCAACCUUCUGAUCGACAAGCCCUAGGCUCUGUGGUUUAACCCACAGCGCCACCCGCGUCCGUUAUCAUUAAGAUAAGUUUUGCUAAAAGUGCGUUGCUGAGACCUCAGACCUUAGAGCAGGUGCUCAGGGCUGAAGCUGCCGAAUCAGGACUGAGAUCACAACGCUUGAGGCGCUUAGCUUGCAUGUGAUCUGAGUGGGUGCAAAAAAUACCCCCCUCCCAAAACAUUUUUCUCAGAUUUAUUGCUUUCAGCUUGCAGAUGAUCUGUAAGAAAACUACUGUAGAAAGGGAAGGGAAGGGAAGAAAUUUAGUGAAGUCACUGGUCUCCCCAAAUCCUGGAGGUGACAGGAUAGACAUUUAUGAAAUUCUGCAUCCUUCCCUCAUAAGGGAGUCAGUCCAAUCCCUCUCUUGACCACUUUGGCUGCCCUUUCCCAAAUCUUUUCCAACUCCACAAUAUCCUUUUUGAGGCAAGGUGCCCAAAACCCUUCACGACUUGAGACCUCAGUACUUAAGACCCCGUCCCUUACACACCUCCCUGCAUCCUAAGGUCUAGGAAACCCCUUCUCUGUGGGGUUCCUCAACCUGAAGCUCAGAGGGGGCAACAAGAGAGACACCCCCCUUUGGUGGUGGCCCCACAUCUAUGGAACGCUCUCCCAAGAGAAGCCCACCCAACACCCCCUUUGUGGUUCUUUAGGUUAAGGUUUUCCUGAUCCUCCCCAUCCUUUUAAGAUCAAGUCCUCAUGUUAUCGGUGGCAGGCUUAAUUUAUAUUUUAUUGUGCUAGUUUUGCAUUUGGGCUUCUAUUCCGGUUCCCGCUUAUAAUCUUAUCGUGGCUCGAUUGCCGUAUAUAGCUUUAGGGUUGUUUUAUAUUCUUGGACUCGGACCGCGGCUAGAUAAGAUUAUUUUAUGACGCUCCUUAUCGGUGUAAUAAAUGAACGGAUUGUGCGGAAGAGAGAAGGGGCUUUGUUUUGUUUGAGCACCUGCCAUUCAUCUCUCUUGACUGCCUCCCUGGUCAGUUUCUCCCUCAAUAGAUGUUCAGGAUACGUCAUGGAGCGCAAUCUAACCCUGGAAGGUUUUGGCAGGGAGCCGGUUCUGGGAACAGCCGAUAGCCUGGCUCAUCUUGGCAUCAAAUGACACGUCUCACUUAUGAGACUCUGCCUGUUAGUUAAUGUUUAAACAGCCACCCUGCUCUGCUUCCAAACAACAUUAGCUGAGUUUUCCCAACUGACAUGAAAAGUGGGCGCUGCUCGCAUCCUGCUGUUCCCUGUCAUUAUGGAUAUGUGGAAAGGCAUGAUUCACACAAACCACAGAGGCUGUCGCUCCUUGAUGGCAUGUGUUUAACAGACGAGGAUGCAGCCUCGAAGACAAUUCCCACUUGAAAAAGGGACCUUAGACAUAAUGCAGCCCAACUCAGUAUAGUGUUCAGGGAAUGUUGUUGUUUAGUCGUUUAGUCGUGUCCGACUCUUCGUGACCCCAUGGAUCAGAGCACGCCAGGCACUCCUGUCUUCCACUGCCUCCCGCAGUUUGGUCAAACUCAUGUUCGUAGCUUCGAGAACACUGUCCCACCACCUCGUCCUCUGUCGUCCCCUUCUCCUUGUGCCUUCCAUCUUUCCCAACAUCAGGGUCUUUUCCAGGGAGUCUUCUCUUCUCAUGAGGUGGCCAAAGUCUUGGAGCCUCAGCUUCAGGAUCUGUCCUUACAGUGAGCACUCAGGGCUGAUUUCCUUAAGAAUGGAUCGGUUUGAUCUUCUUGCUGUCCAUGGGACUCUCAAGAGUCUCCUCCAACACCAUAAUUCAAAAGCAUCAAUUCUUCGGCGAUCAGCCUUCUUUAUGGUCCAGCUCUCACUUCCAUACAUCACUACUGGGAAAACCAUAGCUUGAACUAUGCGGACCUUUGUCGGCAAGGUGAUGUCUCUGCUUUUUAAGAUGCUGUCUAGGAUUGUCAUUGCUUUUCUCCCAAGAAGCAGGUGUCUUUUAAUAUUCAGAUAUCUCAAGGGCUGUCACAUGGAAGAGGCAGCAGGCUUGUUUUCUCCUGCUCUGGAAGGUAGGACUCGAACCCAUGGCUUCAAGUUACAAGAAAGGAGAUUCCGACUAAACACUAGGAAGACCUUUCUGAGGGUAAGAGCUCCCUUGGAAUGUGGGUGACUCUCCUUCGUGGGAAGUUUCAAAGCACAAGAUGUGUGCCAGCCCUGGAAAUGGGGCAUUGAUCGGGCCGGCAUCUCGCAGAUAUCGAAGGGAGUGGGGUGGGAGUUUGUGUCUGCUGGCUGGAGAACAGUUUCCCUACUCAUUUGCCAGGAUAAUGAUUUGUGCGGAUGCCGAGAGAGGCAGCAUUUCAUGGAAACAGCCUUGAGCCGAAGCCUUGAGCUUUCAGACCUGGAAGGGAUUAAAUUACGCAUUUGUGCAACUGAAGAAGUGUGCAUGCACACAAAAGCUCAUACCAAUAACUAACUUAGUUGGUCUCUAAGGAAUUUUUAAAUUUAAUUUGAUUUAUUUUAUUUUGUCUUGAUUUGUGCAACAGUGAGAGUUCGGUGUGUAACAAAAAUAUACGUGCACCAUUUCGUUAUUUGUUUGCCAUGCUCUAUAUCUCACGUUUCUCCAAAACACGAAUGGAGAGCCUCUGGCCCAGUGACAAAAUGUGGCCCUCCGGGCGUCUCUCUCUGGCCCUUGAGACUCUCUCCUGGCCACACCCCUCAGUGGCUCUGCUCUGCAACUUCCUCCAGUGGUUUUGCUCCGACUUUAAUUCUGCUGUUGAACUGGAUGGAGGGGCGCGCGUGUUUACAUGCGUGUAAAAAACCUCUGGCCUUUGCAUGGCUAGAUUGUAAACCAGUAGGGCAAAAGAAGAGGAGAAGAUCCUGCUGGAUCAGGCCCAAAUGGCACAUCUAGUCCAGAGUCCGCUUCUCACUAUGGCCAAACAGAUGACUGUGGGAAACCCGCAAUCGGGAUUCGAACACAAGACCCCUCUCCCCUCCUGCCGUUUCCGGCAACUGGUAUUCAGAAACAGCCAUGAAUUCUCCCAAUCCUCUUUCAAAGUCAUCCAAGUUGGUGGCCAAGCAAGGUCAAGCAUGGGGCUUCUUCUUCUACUUCUUCUUUUUAAAUAGUUUUUAUUGAAAAUUUCAACAUAACAAUUUAUCAAAAACAUAUCAUCCUCAUCCCCCCCCAAUUUUCCCUCCCCCCUCCCUAAAAGAAACCCACCCUCCCGGACUUCCCGCAGCUCCUCUCUCUGGUUUUUAAGCACAUGUUAUUUUCUGUGUAUUAUCAAAUUGUAAUGAUCCUUAAUUUGUCUGUCUAUAUGUUACCAAGGAGGGAGGCGGGUGGCGCUGUGGGUUAAACCACAGAGCCUAGGACUUGCCGAUCAGAAGGUCAGCGCUUCGAAUCCCUGUGAUGGGGUGAGCUCCCGUUGCUCGGUCCCUGCUCCUGCCAACCUAGCAGUUCAAAAGCACGUCAAAGUGCAAGUAGAUAAAUAGGUACCGCUCCAGCGGGAAGGUAAACGGCGUUUCCGUGCGCUGCUCUGGUUCGCCAGAAGCGGCUGAGUCAUGUUGGCCACAUGACCCGGAAGCUGUAUGCCGGCUCCCUCGGCCAGUAAAGCGAGAUGAGCGCCGCAACCCCAGAGUCGGCCACGACUCCUUUUCACGUAAUUUAUACGUCAGUUUCUCCAGUUCCACAUAUUCCAUUAGUUUCCCUUGCCGCAGUUUCUUUUGUCGGGAUUUCUUCGUUCUUCCAUCCAUGUGCUAUUAAGACUCUUGCCGCUGUUGUCGCAUACGUAAAUAUGUUCUUCAAUUUCCUUGGCAGGUCUUUUCCUACAAUCCCUAACAAAAAAUGCUUCAUGGGGCUUAUUCACUCUCCUACUCUUUAGCAUUCAAUCAGAGCAAACAGCAGUCGGGUUUUCUGCGGAAAACUGUUGCCGUUAGAGCUAUAUCGCAGGUUUUCUUUGGGAACAGAGCGCAACAAGGGGAAAACCGCUCUGACUUGUUCUUUCUAGCUAUGGGACAAGCGGAGUUGGGGAUUUGGGGACAAGGCCGUAGUUCAACUGUGCAAUGCAUGGAGAAGGACUUCCUUCCAGGUGUCCUGAAUCUUCAAAGCUUCAUGGGAUAUCUGCGAGUUCUAGCGUUACAAGAGAUGGAGAAAAACCUUUCCAUAUCUUCUUCCAUAUCUUCUUUCUCAUGAACUUUCCUCCUAUUCCCUCCCUCCCUCCCAUCCCUGCUCUGCACCUGGUCCUUAUCAUGCUUUGAUUCUCACCGAACCCGUUUUUCCGGAUUCUGCCAAUGUUGAGGCAGAACCACCAGCCUUUGAACAAACUGGGUGACUUUCCUAAAUGCAAAUCCACCCCACAACCAACACCACAAUUCCCCCCUCAAAGAUACACUAGGAAGGGCAAGGAAGAUCGUGGAGAGACGCUUGCAGAGGAUGGUCCUCACCCAUCCAACCAGUCCGCUAGGAGUCCAUGAGGACAAGGCCCUGGAAAGGUCUUCUGUCCUCUCCUUGGUGGUGCCUGCCUCUUACCUUGAGACUCAUCCGGAAGAACCAGAAUGAUGCCCUAGCUGGACUGUUGAUGUGGACCAGACCAAGGGGAGCGAGCAACUCACAUCUGCAGGGAAAGUUUGCAACGUUUGGGAUUUUUCAGUCCCCAGAAAAGGCAAGAAAGAGGUGAUGGGAUUUAUAAAAUCAAACAUGGCAGGGAGAAAGUAGACGGAGGGGGAGGUUUCCCUCCCUCCCGUGUAACUCUAGAACUUGUUGAAUGCGGGAAGAUUCACAACGGAGCAAAGGAAGCCUAUCUUCAGGCAGCAUGUGAUUAAUCUGUGGAACUCCCUCCCACAGGAAGCAGCAAGGGCCACCAACUAGGAUGGCUUUGAAAGGAGAUGCCCGGUGCUGGUAACACCCAAGUUGUGGGUUCGAUCCUUAUGCAGGCCACCAGCAUAUUCCUGCAUUGCAAGGAGUUGGACUAGAUGAACCCUGGGGUCAUGAUUCUGUGAAAUUCAUGGAGGAGGAGACGGCUGUCGACGGCUACUAGCCAGGAUGGCUAUGUUCUGCCUCCGUGGUUGCUGGAAACCCCAGGAGCGGAGAUCCAAGCGGAGAACACAAGACCAGUGUUCGAAUCCUACUCGCGGGUUUCCCACAGGCUUCUUGGUUGGCCACUGUGAGAACAGGAUGCUGGACUAGGUGGGCCAUUGGCCUGAUCCUGCAGCCAGGCUCCUCCUAGAGCUCUGCAAACAUGGAGAGAGGAUUGCAGGAAAACGUCUGUCUGGUGUCGGUGGCGCAAUUCUUCCAGUGUUGCUCAGAGCAGGGGCACAGAGGCUGCUGCCUUGCCAGUGAGUAGCAGACCCAGCCGAAGGCUGCCAGGCCCGAGGGCAUCCUGUGCCACGUCUCCAGGCCCCCUUUACAAGCAGCCCAUCUUCAAGCCGCACACCUAUACUUUGCCGUUUGGCUGCCUUGCCCACGGCCUGCCUUUCUCCCUUCCCUGUGGUUACUGGCAGCGCUCUUCAGAAGUGAAGCCCACAACUGUAAUUAAAUGAAAAGGGCCAUCAUUUUGGAUGUCGGGAACCUCUCCUGACACAUGUCUUGGUUGCUGGGGUCGGUCGUGACGAUGUGGAAAGGAGAGAAGGCAGGGACUUCUGCUCUGUGCAGCUCAGGGGGGGCUGGGAAGCGAAACCCAACCCAUUGGACCUCAUUGUUCUCAGGCCCAGUGUUUGGAGAUGCCUGAGCGAAGCGCUGCCGCAUGCAGAAGACCUCGAGAUCAACCCCCAGAGUCUCUAGGCAGGACUGGGAAAAGACUAAUCUAAAAUCCCGGCUGGUGCACACAAAACUGGGCUAGAGAGGCCGACGGUCUGGCUCCCUAUACAGCAACUCCCUCUGUUCCUGGUUGAACCCUUCAUUCAAAACUAUGAGGACUAGCAUCUUAGCUCAGUGGUAGAGUCCUUGCCCUGCACGCAGAAGGACCCUGGUUCAAUCCCCAGUGCCUGAAAACCCCGGAGAGGUGCUGCCGGCCUGUGUAGCCAAGGCUGGACUGAAUAGAUGGUCCCCUUCCACCUACUGAGAUUCCUGCAUUGCAGUGGGGUUGGACUAGAUGAGCCUUGGGGUGCCUUCCGAUGCUACAAUUUUAUGAUUCUGUGACAGGCAGGGAGCCCGGAAUGGCGCUCCCGUCGGCCCCUCUCGCAGCCAAAACCCAGGAAACGAAACUUGCCCCUUUGGAAUCGCACUCAGAGCUUUGUGCCGGCCCCCGACGGCUGGCUGGCGUGAGGGAGGGAGAGCACAGGGCCAAGAACUUCGUAUCAGCUGGUGGACAUCUUCCAGCUGAAGAGGAUAAAAGCAGGCUCCGUGCGAGGUGGAUUCCAGAGGGCAAAUCGCUUCGGGGGAUUUUGCAUUCCACCACUUCUCCGCUCUGGGCCUGGGGCUCAUCAAAGAGGGCUUGAAAAUCAGAGAAUUGUAGAAUCGGAAAGGACUCCGAGGAUCCAACGCCCUGCAAGGCGGGAAGACCCAGCUGCCCCGUGCAAGGAGAGAAGCUUCUCCUGAAUCGGUAAGGCUAUGUGUCCUGUCUUGGUGUCCCCAUACAAACUAGGCUCAUCCUGACAUCUGCUUCAUCAUUUCUUUUGCAGUAUAUCUGUGUCUUCCUUAGGUGUUUGAGCUGCUGCUCUGUAGGAUUUCAGUGCAAUGGGUUUCAGUGGAAUGGACUCUCCUUCUUUGGAGGUUUGUAAACAGAGGUUGGGAUGACCCUCUGUCCGGGGUCCAACUCCCCAGUUCCAUGUUCCUACGAUCUCUAUGGACUUACUUCUGGCCGAACACGCCCAGUUCUGGACUGUACAUCUCAGCUACGGGGCCGAGGUCUUGCAAAGCUCGCUCCAAAGUCCUGAGUCGCAUUGGAGUCUCUGCGAAGCUCUCAGAAAGUCUGAGAUGCCAGAACAUAUUUGGGAUUUGAGGCUUAGGAACACCGGAAGCUGUCCUAUACCAAGACAAACCACUGGUUAACCUAGGUCAGUAUUGUGUGACACAGACUGGCAGCAGCUGUCUGGGGUUUAAGGCAGGGGCGCUUUUGCCAACCGGCCUGGAGACGCUGUGGCUCAAAACAGGCACCUUCUGCAGGCCAAGCAGGUGACCUACCACCGAGUCACCGCCCUUUCCCUAAAUUGUGAAUCUAAUGAAUCGUAUGGCUUAUGAAUCUUAUGGGAGGCAGUGUGGGGUAGUGGUUAGAGUCUUGGACUAGGACCUGGGAGACCAGGGUUCAGAUGCCAUCACUUGGCCAUGAAGCUCAUUGGGUGACCUUGGGCCUGCCACUGCCUCUCACCCUGACCAGCCUCACGGGGGAUUAAAUUGGGUUAGACCAUGUAUGCCAUUGCACAAAAUAAAUAGAUAAAUAACAGGGAACAUAGGAACCUUCAGCUGUGACCCCUGCAAUGGGGCUGGAGUUUAUGAUUUGGCGAUAGGAAUCUGCCAUUUACCAAGUCAGACCCUUGGCCCAUCGAUCUCAGCUUCGUCCAGACUGGCUGGCAGGGGCUCUCCAGGGUUUUGGAAAAUGGGGGUCUCUCCUAGCCCUACUGGGAUAUGCCAGUGGCGGUUGAACCUGCUUGCAAAGCGGUGCUCUACCACUGAACUACGGCCUGGAAAUUGGUGCCUGCCACCGACAUGCCUGCUUUCUCCUUCUUGUCACCUCCCAGCUCGCUAGAGAGAGUCAAUAUUGACUUGCAGCCGAGCGAUUCCUUGCCCUGUUCUGCAAAGAACCCGGAUCUGCUGCAUGCAUCCCGCGCAGGACUGGCGAGCACAGAAAUUUCCUUCGCCCGCCCGGCCCCAUUGCCCGUUUUCCCUGCUGUGCUGCUGCUGCUGCUGCCUGGCUGCUGUGGGGUCUUCUCUUGCUCCCCCAAGGGCAGAGUUGGCCACACGGCUGGCCUUGAUGGGUGACUAGGAGGAGGAGGAAGCAAAGGGCAUGGCUUCAAGCUGCGCUGAUUCAUCAUCCACAUAAGACCAUAAGAAGGGCCUCGCUGGAUCUGGCGAAGGGCCCAUCUAGUCCGGCAUCCUGUUCUCACCAUGGGAAACCCCUCAAGCAGGAUCCGAGCUCAAGAGCAACUCUCCUCUCCUGGCAUCUCCAGCAACUGGGAAUCAGAGGCUGCCUUUGCUGCCUGCCGUUUGGAAGCCGCUGCUGGCGACAAUUCAUCACAGAGUUGGGGGGAAAAGGUUCAGGAAAGGGCCACCCAAACGAUGGAGGGGAUGGAGUAGCUCCCCUAAGAAGAAAGGUUGAAACAUUUUAAGUUUAGAGAAAAGACGAGCACACACUUCGCUUUCCCCUGCCGCUUCCCUGCGGGGAAACUUGCUGCUCACCGCUGAAUCCCAGCAAAUGUCAACUGGGUUUUCUCAGAGGAAGGGGACAGAGAGACCUUUUUCUCCCUCUCGCUAGAACUUGGAGGCAUCCCGUGACGCUGAAUGUUGGAAGAUUCAGGACAUCUUCAUGCAGCGCAGAAUUAAACUGUGGAACUCCCUCCCACUGGAGACAGGGAUGCCCACAAAUCUGGAUGGCUUUAAAAGAGGAUUGGACAAAUUCAUGGAGGAGUAGAGGGUGAUCAAAGGCCGCUACCCAUGAUAGCUGUUUUCUGUCUCCAAAAGUCAGAGGCAGCAAAGCCUUUACUGGAAACUGCAGGAAUAUGCAGCUGUCCCAUACGGGGAGCGAACCUGCAACCCUGGCGCAAUCAGCGCCAUGCUCUGACCCAUUACGAACGAGGGACGUCAACCUUUCUUGGACCAGCUUUGGAAAAAGGGCUUUUGAAUCCCCUCCUGGGAUGUCAGAAGGAAUAAGUAUUAAAAAAAGAAGAGCUGGGGUUUUUUAAAAGUGGUAUUAGUAGGAAACCAUCAAUUUUAAUUCCCUGCCAAGAGCGCAUGGAGCGGUUUGUGCAGAUUCCAGCAGCUGUUGCGAAGCGAGACGCAAUUACCUGCGCAGGAAACAGAUCAAGGUGCCAACACUUCGUCUCUCUAAGAGCAUAAAAAUAGCAGCCAAGUGUGGCACGACUGCGCUCGGUUUCUCUCUGGUGCUCCCAGGGACCUGUCACAGACUCUCUGUCUGCUGCUGAAAGCCAUGUAACUUUGGAGUCAGAACUGCUCAUCCAAGGCCUAAGAGCAUCAGAAGAAGAGCCUGGCUCCUGGAUCAGGCCCACGGGGGCUCCUCUCAUCCAGAAUCCUAUUCCCACCGUGGUGAACCAGUUGCCCCAGAGGGAAGCCUGCAUGCAAGAUCUAACCACUAGUCAACAUGGUCAAGCUCGGCCUCUGUACUUGCCGAAAACCAGUUUCUGGAAACCACAGGAGGGGAGAGAUGCUUUCGCACUCGGGUACAGCCUCUGGCUUUCCCAAAGAGGUCCCCGGUUGGCCCCUCUGAGUACAAGGUGCCGAAGCAGAUUCUUCUUCGGGUCGUCAGGUCACAGGGAUGGCAACUGAACGGAGGAGCUUUCGGGACACUUGAACAGAAGUCGUUCUCCAUGCAGCACCUCGUUAAUCUGUGGAACUCCCUGCCACAGGAGACAGUGAAGGUCACUGACCUGGAUGGCUUUGAAAGAGGAUCACCAACAAUAAUAGAUUGGCAAACACUCAUGAGUGAGUAUUUUCAGUUAGCAAAGCUGACUGGAAAAGUCAGGGGAGCCCUGAACCAAAAAGCAUAACAGAGAACGGAAACUAUUCAAGGAAUAUAUAAGGAUAUAUUGUAAUAACGAUAUUAUCCUAGCAGAAUUGAAUGAUGCUUGUAUAUAAUAAACAAAUGAAACAAACAAACAUCUUAGAAGAAUAAAUAGAAAAUGUUAUAAAACAAACUGUGCGAUAAAAUCAUGACGACAUAAAAAGUACAGUGAGAACGAUAGGAAGUUUUUCUCAGAAGACUUUAUUGGAUAAGAUAUGAUGCUGUAUAAAUAAUUGGCUUUUUAAACUGAUUUUCUUUUUGUUAUUGUUAAUUAUUUUUAUGUAUUUUCUUUCUUUCUUUCUUUCUUUCUUUCUUUCUUUCUUUCUUUCUUUCUUUCUUUUCUUUUCUGUUCUUUUCGGGUUCAACUCUGCUGUACUCAUCUGUAAUGUAUGAUUGUAUUUUAAAUCAAUAAAGACAAUUUUUAAAAAAAGGAAAAGAAAGAAAGAGGAUCAGACAGGGUCUUGGAGGAGGGAGCUAUCAGUGGCUGUGUGAAGAGCUACUUUAUUUUAUCCGUCCUGGGUGUGGGGAGGGCGUCCAUGCGCUCAUGUCCACCGUGAGGAGAGCAGGGUGCUGGACUAAGAUGGGCCUCCUUUGGCCUGAUCCGUCGAGCACUUCUUAUGUUCUCAUGACCUGAGUGUGACAGCCCCGCUCUCCCUGCCUGAGAUUCCUGGCAGUGCUGAAUAGCCAUCUUCAAAUCCUGUAUCUCAAAGGCUGAUUUCUCCUGAACCAAAGGCUGCUGCUGUUAUGAUUGCAGCGGCGUCAGCGCGGAGAAGCAGGCAAGAUAUCCUCUUACCCUCUUUGGGAUACUCCAGGCACUCGUUUCGAUUUGAAAGCCAUGUAAUUGCCCUAAAGUGCACUUACGGGUUGACUUUACGUCAGAGGCUAAAAACGGCUCUCUCUUCCUUGCUCAGCGAUGCCAGCUAAGUAUUUCGGGAGGUCUGCGGUCCGCCUGUGAUGACAUGGCUAGCAGAGCUGCAAUUUAUCCCUCUCUUUCUCCCCCUCCCUGGCCCCUGUGUGGCAGCAAAAAUAGUCGAGAGGUAGCCAUGAGCUCUGUUUUUCCCAGUAGUGCUGUAUGGAAGUGAGACCUGGACCACAAAGAAGGCUGAUCGCCGAAGAAUUGAUGCUUUUGAAUUCUGGUGCUGGAGGAGACUCUUGAGAGUCCCAUGGACUGCAAGAAGAUCAGACUGAUCCAUUCUGAAGGAAAUCAGCCCUGAGUGCUCACUGGAAGGACAGAUCCUGAAGUUGAGGCUCCAAGACUUUGGCCACCUCAUGAGAAGAGAAGACUCCCCGGAAAAGACCCUGAUGUUGGGAAAGAUGGAGGGCACAAGGAGAAGGGGACGACAGAGGACGAGAUGGUGGGACAGUGUUUUGAAGCUACCAGCAUGAGUUUGAUCAAAUGGCAGGAGGCAGUGGAAGAUAGGAGGGCCUGGCGUGCUCUGGUCCAGGGGGUCACGAAGAGUCGGAAACGACUAAACAACUAAACAAAAGCCACGAGACAGCCGGAAACACCAGCCCAAUUUGCACCACCUGGAUCGCACGGGAGGGUCUAGGCUUUUUCCAUCUCGUCUCCUUCCCAAUUCUUCACUCCUUUCUGCUCUAGUUUGGCUCCCUUUCCUCCACCCCCUGGAAAUGGCUCAUAGAAGAAUCAUAGAAUUGUAGGGUUGGAAGGGACCCCCAGGGGUCAUCUAGUCCAACCCCAGCAAUGCAGGAAUUUCAGCUAAAGCAUCCCUGGCUGGUGGCCACCCAACCUCUGCUUAAAAACCUCCAAGGAAGGAGAGUCCACCACCUUCUGAGGGAUUCUGGAAAAGAGGAGACUCGAGGAGAUAUGAUAGCCAUCUUCAGAUAUCUUAAGGGCUAUCACAUGAAGGAUGGAACAAGCUUGUUUUCUGCUCUGGAGGGUAGAACUCGAACCAGGUCCUGCCCUGUGGAGCAGCAGGAAACAGGCUGGCACCAUCUUCCAUGUGACAGGUGAUUUUUAUCAGAGCAACCUCUGCCAACCUGGUGCAGAGGACGCCAGCACAGCCUGAUGGGAGUUGUAGUCCAACGAAUAUCUGGAGGGCACCAAGUGGGCAGAGGUUCCUCCAGUAGAGGAAGCUGUCAAAGGUAAAAAGGAAAAGAAAAAGGACCCCUGGAUGGUUAAGUCCAGACAAAGGCGACUAUGGGGUUGCGGCGCUCAUCUCGCUUUCAGGCCGAGGGAGCCGGCGUUUGUCCACAGGCAGCUUUCUAGGUCAUGUGACCAGCAGGACUAAACACUUCUGCUGCAACGUAACACCGUUACGGAAACCAGAGCACACGGAAAUGCCGUUUACUUUCCUGCUGUAGUGGUACCUGUUUAUCUACUUGCACUGGUGUGCUUUCGAACUGCUAGGUUGGUAGGAGCUGGGGCAAAGCAACGGGAGCUCACUUUGUCACAGGGAUUCGAGCCGCCGACCUUCCGAUCAGCAAGCCCAAGAGGCUCAAUGGUUUAGACCACAGCACCACCCAUGUACCUAUCAAGGUAAAGGUAAAAGGUAAAGGACCCCUGAAUGGUUAAGUCCAGUCAAAGGCGACUAUGGGGUUGCGGCGCCCAUCUUGCUUUCAGGCUGAAGGAGCCGCCGUUUGUCCACAGACAGCUUUCCAGGUCAUGUGGCCAGCAUGACUAAACCACUUAUGGCACAACUGAACACCAUGAUGGAAACCAGAGAGCACUUAAAUGCCGUUUACCUUCCUGCCAGAUUGGUACCUAUUUAUCUACUUGCACUGGUGUGCUUUCAAACUGCUAGGUUGGCAGGAGCUGGGACAGAACAGCAGGAGCUCACCCUGUCGCGGGGAUUCGAACCGCCUACCUUCCGAUCGGCAAGCCCAAGAGGCUUAGUGGAAGCCAUUAAGUAGAUGACCAUGAGGUGCUGUGCUCUUUGUGGUGCUUAGUCGAACUUGUAAGAAGUUCUUCGGGAUGCUUAGUUAAUCCUACAUCAUGUGGGAACAGUUUUUGCGAACUUGGAAGCCAGUUUCCACUGGAAAAUUUGAUGACUAUCUGAAAGAACUUGGCGCAGACUUUGCCACCAGGAAGAUGGCUAAUGUUGCCAUGCCCAAUGUGAUCAUCAGUCGCAAUGGAGACGUUAUAACCAUCAAGAGACAGCAGUUUAAGGAACACUGAGAUUUCCUUCAAAGGGGUGGCGGGGAGAGUUUGCUGAGACCACCACAGAUGACAGGAGAGUAAAGAACGUUGUGGCGUUAGACAGUGGGACAUUCGAUCAGUUGCAGAAAUGGGAUGAGAAAAGAGAUGGCAACAAAAAGACGAAGAGCAGAUGGGAAGCUGGUUGUGGAGUGUGAAAUGAACAACCUUAUCUGCACCAGAAAGCAUGAAGACAGACUCCUUUCCCUGUGUGGUUAAUGGGACAUGGAAACAGGAAAGUUAGCUGGUUCGGGGAGCAGAGCCCCACAAGACAGUCGUUUUCUCCAAAGAACUGAGACGGUAUUGCUAGAAAUACCGUAUUCCCAAGAACUUGUAUACAGUAUCCAACCUAAAAGCAUUGUGACUAUUCAACAAAGUGCUUAAUGAAAAAUAAUAAAAAAUAAUGUAAAUAAUAAUAAUAAUAAUAAUUUAUUAUUUAUACCCCGCCCAUCUGGCUGGGUUUCCCUCAGUGGAACUCCCUGCCACCAGCUGGAUGGCUUUAAAAGAGGAUUGGACAAAUUCAUGGAGGAGGAGAGGGCUGUCCAUGCCUCUUGCCCGCAAUUGCUCUGCCCUGCCGCCACGGUCAGAGGCAUCAAUGCUUCCGAAUGCCACUUGUUGGAAACCACAGCAGGAAAGAGUUGCUCUUGCGCACGGAUCCUGCUUGGGGGUUCCCCACGGGGGCAUCCGGUUGGCCACUGCAAGUACAGGAUCCUGGACUAGAUGGGCCACUGGCCUGAUCCAGCAGGUUCUUAUGUUCUCAAUCGAGGGAUUUAUUGUAGUUUUACUCCAUAAGACGCACCUGACCAUAAGACGCACCUAAUUUUUAGAGGAAGAAAGGGGGAAAGCCCCUUUUUUGAGGAUCAGCUCAAAGUUGUUGAGCUUACUUUGCAAAGGGGGAAAAUCCUGUUUUUAUGGGGUUCAACUCACAGUUCUGCAGCUUCUUUAGGAAAGGAAAGGGAGCCGUUUCUACAGUUUCCAGGCAGAUAAUCUAAUCAGCCAGUCCCAUGUCGCUGGGGAAACAAACAGCCUCCGUCUGCAGAACAUUCAAAAAUGGAGGCCUGGGCAAGAGGCUGGAAAGGGAGCCAGCGAUCGACCACGCAUUCGCUCCAUAAGACGCACAGACAUUUCCCCUUACAUUUUAGGAGGAAAAAGGUGCGUCUUAUGGAGUAAAGAAAUAUGGUAAUUUUCGAAUGUGGGGUUUGUCGUCUUAAGGCUGCACUAAACCUUUGCUUUUCUAAUCCACGAGCGUUUCAGUUGUGAGACUGAAGUCAGUACGGUGUCCUCCCAGCUUCUGCAAAAUUCACUUUCCCCCUACAAUUUGUGCGCGUGCUGGCAAGUCCGUGCCACGCAGCUGGCUCUGGUUAGGAGCGCAGCUGCUGUCUACCCACUGCAGAGAACAAUCCUGUGCCGCUUAGUCCAGAAAAGUAAAAUCUCCGGAGUGCACCUUUUGGUGCAGCAGGACCGUGUGUUUCCAAAAAUAUCUGGAAAAGAGGGAGAUUUGUGCCUUCAAGGAGCUUAGCGUCCGGCUCAGUCAAGGAAGUGAAGAAAUGUGUUGAAUUGGAGUGACGAGGGCGUGCAGAUGGCUUGCUGGAGCCAAAGCUGCGCACCUCUCCUUGGGGAGGGCAAGAGGCGCUGCAGGAUCCGUGGCGUAAUCUCUCCGUCUCCCGCGAAACAAGCGCAGGUUAUCCCCAGAUGAGUUUCAGGAGCCAGCCAGGAAAAUAGAGGUUUGCUUUUAUUCGGCGUAAUGGCAGAUAAGCUGUCGGGUGUUUUGAGCACGCAUCGCGCCAAUCGGUUCCUUGGCGGAGAGGAGAGCGGCUCGCUUUUUCCCGGGGAUCAAAGGGAAGGCUUCCCAGAUGAGAUCAAAUAGCAAAAUGUAAAUCAAUGGAAAUGUAUUCCUGCUUCCUCGGCAGCCUAAUUGGCACGGGGAAGCAGGGCCUGGCUUCAAAGGCAGCCGUGGGGACCCCUAGAGGCCUCGCUGCUGCGGAGACUGAGGGCAGGCAGGAUGGCUGGGUCUCGAAAGCGGCCUAAGCGCCUGCUGGAUCAGGCCAGCAUCCUGUGGCCAACCCAGGGGAGCAGGAUGCCAGGCUAGAUGACACUGUUGUCUGACCCAGAGGGGCUUUUCUUACUUUUAGUUAACCACACAUUUUAUCUGACAGAUUUUAUCUUUGUGUGAAAUCAAGAGGUGUCAAACUAUGCCUGCUAAAAAAGGUAAAGGGACCCCUGACCAUUAGGUCCACUUGUGGCCGACUGUGGGGUUGCGGCGCUCAUCUCGCUUUAUUGGCCGAGGGAGCCGGUGUACAGCUUCCGGGUCAUGUGGCCAGCAUGACUAAGCCGCUUCUGGCGAACCAGAGCAGUGCACGGAAACGCCAUUUACCUUCCCGCUGGAGUGGUACCUAUUUAUCUACUUGCACUUUUUGGCAUGCUUUUGGGAAUGCACUGCAGAAGUUACAUUUUUGAUAAUCUGAGGGUGACUGUGCUUGUAGCACUCAACUUCAGCUGUGCUCCCAGAAGCCCUGAGCAAACUGGGGGUGAUGGGAGUUGUAGUUCAAAAGCAUCUUGAUUGCACCAGGUGAGGGAAGGCUGAGGUGCACCAAGGGAAAUUGUGUGCCACUGUUGAAGUGAGACAUCAGAGGGGAGUCCCCAGUCCUCUUCCAGUCCUACAGUUGCUUAGCACAUCAUGUCGGAUAAUAAUAAUAAUAAUAAUAAUAAUAAUAAUAAUAAUUCAGUGGUGCUUUAGAUCAGGGGUCAGAGGGCUGGUCCACUGUCCCUCAGACCUUGUGGGGUGCUGGACUAUAUUUUUUGGGGGGAAAUGAAUGAAUUCCUAUGCCCCACAAAUAACCCAGAGAUGCAUUUUAAAUAAAAGGACACAUUCUACACAUGUAAAAACAUGCUGAUUCCCGGACUGUCCACAGGCCGGAUUUAGAAGGGGGUUGGGCCGGAUCUGGCCCCCAGGCCUUAGUUUGCCUAUGCAGAUGCACUCUGUUCUUAUAGGUACCAAAAGGGUUUUAUUCUGUGUCAUUAGAUCUGCUCUCAUAAAAUCUAUAGUGCUGCCACCUAGUGGAUAAUGCAGGGAAGCAGCUCAGAGACUUCUGGGAGCCUCAAUGGUUUUCAACCAGUGUGCUGUGGCACCCUGGGGUGCCUUGAAUGAUGGUCAGGGGUGCUGCGGACAACACUGGCCUCUGUCCCGCUUUCCUUCCCUCCCUCUUCUGAUGCCCUCUCAUGACUCUGCCUCCCAAAGCCUUGCACAACUGUCUGUUGCAGCAGCCCUGCCUACAAGCUUUGCAGGCGAAUGGUGCUUCUGGGGCAGGCCAGGGGGUCAUUCCUAGGCCCCUGUGGGGCCGUGUGAGAAGGCACCUCUCUUUGGGGCAGAGUGGGGGGCAGUUCAGAGACCAGGGGCUGCAGGUGCGGCUGCCCAGAGGACUCCCAAGGAGAGGGGAGAGGAGAGGAGGCUGAGGGAACGCUCCACAAGGGAGGGUGCUCGAAAAGGGGUGAGGGGCUGCCAGCUCUGCAGGCAAGGGGGGACAUAAUUGGGGUCCUGAGCCCCACAGGGGUGCCGCAGAAGGAAUGUAGUUGGUCGAGGGAGCCAGGGACUCAAGAAGGUUGGAAACCUCUGGCCUAAUUAAAAUUCUCUCUCUGUGUGUAUAUAUCUGCGGAAAAUGUUCAGAUGGAUUUUCUCCCAUAAAUUCUAAAGAUUCGAUGCCAAACAACGUUGAUGUCAAACAUUGCUUCUGUGUGUGCAAGACGUUUGGCACCAGCUUGGCAGCAGGAGUUGCCCGAAGGAAGCAGUACAGUGGCACCUCGGGUUACAGACACUUCAGGUUACAGACGCCGCUAACCCAGAAAUAGUACCUUGGGUUAAGAACUUUGCUUCAGGAUGAGAACAGAAAUCGUGUGGUGGCGGCGCAGCAGAAGCAGGAGGCCCCAUUAGCUAAAGUGGUGCUUCAGGUUAAGAACAGUUUCAGGUUACGAACGGACCUCCGGAACGAAUUAAGUGCUUAACCCGAGGUACCACUGUAUAAGGCGCCAUCCAACCGCCUUAGGGACUCCACUCCAGAUUUGUGUGGAGCAGGCAUGUCCAAAGUCAGUUUCAGGGGCCUAAUCCGGCCCGCCGGUCAGUUUAAUCCAGCCCCUGUGGCAGUUUAUUUCCUGGGGUAAAAUCCUAAAAAAAAACCCUCAACAACUUCAAUCCUAAAAAAGGUGAACAACUUCGGUUGGCCCUUUGGACGGCCCUCACAACGUUUCACUUCAUCAAAUCUGGCCCUCUUUGAAAAAAGUUUGGACACCUCUGUAGGUUUUCCUCCUGAGCCUUUCUUCUCCCGAAGUUAUCCGCCCCGCCCCCACGCAUACGGCUGACAAUUUUCUGAGCAUUCUCCAAGUAUUUAUAUCCCCAUUUCGCAUCUUAUGUCAAUGGGUUUCAGUUGCUGAUAUUUCACAGUCAAGAGUCAACAGUCGCUCCUGGAGCCAUAUUGAUGCUAUUUUGGGGUGGGCCAUCUGUCGGGGCCCCACCUGAGGAGGAGGUGGGGGGCAUUUCAAGUUGGAGAUAAGAAGGCAAACAUCAUAUUAUCAGCGCUUGCUUGGGAAGUUUCACUCAGCUGGGCUGGGAUUGAACCAGCCCGCCAGAACCUGCCGCUGAGUCAGACCUCUUGGGGUUCUCCAUGUAUUUGCAGGAUCCCUUUGUGGCGGCUGCCCAUCCCUAGCGAAGACCGUGGGAAGGAAGCAUCCAUCCCAUAACCAUCCAGUGUGAGUGCUGACUGUCCUCAGUGGGACUUUGUUAAGUCUCAGAUGGCUUAAAAAGAGGAUUUGGCUAAUUUGCGGAGAGGGCUAUCGAUGGCUACUAGCCAGGAUGUCUACCCUCUGCCUCCGCAGUUGGAGGUGUUGUAAAUAAAAAUCUGCCCUUUUUCCCUUAUGGGGUACCCAAGAGCCCAUAUAGAGUCCUUACGUAGGUUCCCUAUAGGUAGGAGAAAAUAACAACCAGAGAAUAUUGAGAAGCAAAGCAGCUAGUAAGCCUGAUCUUUAUCGAUCUGUUGCAACAGGGAGCUCACUGCCACAUGCAAGAGGCAGGAGAGACCCAAACAAUGGCACAUAAGCCCUUAUAUAGACAUUUUAAAUUGUCCGCCUUGGAGUCCAAGACCACCCCCAGAAACAUCAUACAUACAUCACAGAAGGGGUGUAACCUAAGACCACCCCCCAGAUACAUCAUACCUACAUCACAGAAAAGGUGGUCUACAGCAGAAAUCUGAGUGACUUGUUUAUCUCGUCUGACAGGUUUCCUGUUUAAUGGUCACUUGAUUGGAUACCCUGGGGAGCCUGGCCAGUCUUUUGUAAUGACAAAUACUUAGUUCCUGAGCCAGGUCACAGGCUCACCCUAUUCAAACACAGACAGACAUACCCUUAAGACAGGUUUUGUGAAUGAAACGACAAUGGGGAGGCUCUUCCAUUUUCCUUGACCUUGCAGAGAAAACAUUUGGUCAGUUUGGGAAUCAAAAAUGGUUUCAGGUCGGUCUUCCUGUGCUGAUCUAUGUACGUGCUUGGUUGGUACAUUUAUGAACAUUUAACAUAUAUCUAAGACCUCAAAAUUCCUAUCACAGAGGCAGCUGUGUUUCAGAAUCCCAGUUGCUGGAAACUGCAGGAGGGGAGAGGGGUCUUGUGUUCGAAUCCUGCCUGCUGGUUUCCCAUGGGAGAACCUGGUCGACCCCUGGGAGAAGAGGAUGCUGGGAUACUUGGGCCAUUGGCCUGAUCCAGCAGGCUCUUCUUAUUACCUUAAAAGGGGCAAGAGGAGCCAGCCGGGGUGUAGGUCUGGACCUGGACCAUAGAAUCAUAGAACUGUAGGAGAGACCCCAGGGGUCAUCUAGUCCAACCCCCAAACCUGCAAUGCAUAGCAGGACGUCUGGUGCCUUUCCUGCUCCUUGCCCUGCCUUUGCACCCAGCCUUGUCAAACCCUCCCCUCAAUACCUGACCCCCCCAGGCUUUUUUCAGUGCUGUUUGUGCCUCCCUCCCUUGUGCAAAAAGCGCUUCUCCAGUUCCACCUGGUGCAGUGGAAAAACGAGCCCCUGCGCCUUUGAAAUGGGCACAAUGGCAGGUCUCCGCAAUUCAUUCCCUUCACAAAAGGCCCCCUUGAAAGCCAAGCGCUGCUGUGGUCCCAGCCCGCCUGAUGUUCUGCCCAGGAGGAGGAGUGGGGCACUUUGUGGGUAUCGGUGUUGCGCAUCAGGUUUCGGGGCUUCAGACCUUUCCGUUCCGUGGCUUCUUGGGUCGAGACGCAGCCUCCUUUGUUCGGCAGUCUUCUGGCGGGCGGGCAGCGAGAAACGACUCCGGGUGGCUGAUGAAAUAUUUAGAGGCUCGGCUUGUAAGCCGGCAAAAAUGAUAGGCCUGAUUAAUAAUGAGAGAGCUUGGAAAUGGAUCCACAGACCCACUUUGCCACAAUUGCCGCCAUCUGACAGGCAGUGUGCUUUUGCAAAAGGAGCCGUGUGUGUAUUUGUGUGUUUGUGCUGGGGCUGCAGGGAGGAGAAAACGAGGGAUGUUCAAAAUUCUCAUAAUCUUCAGGUUUGGGUGCCUAAACUCCAUUUUUGCAGCCUCAUCCUGUUUGCUGAAUAUUCAGUGGGGAAGCGGGGCUCUGUCUUGGCCCUCAAUUGCCCAUUGAUCUCUAAAUUCCUGAAAUAAACCAAACAAAUCAAUACAAUCAAAAGCAGGGUUGCCGUAUUUCAAAAGGUAAAAACCAGGACACCCCGAAAGUUGCUGAGGCAGCCCUAAUCAAAAGAGCAGAAGUACAAAAAAAAGCAGCACACUAUAUCUGAGAGAGACUGAAUAUUAUGGAUGAGGAAGUACUUAAGGCCAUUAAGGAAGUCAAGUUUCAUGUUGCACUGGACGGAGAAAGGCCUGUGGGUCUAAAUUUGUUGCACAUGAGAUAAAAUCCCACCAAAUAUAGGGCGGCUGAGUGGGAGGAGGCAGGCAGACUCUGGAGGCACCGCCCCAUGGGCAGCUCGCCCCACCCUCAGCCCGCGCCGCCCCAGGCGCCCGAGCGGCUUCCUCUGCCACUGUUUGAUAACAUGUAACUUAUGAGUUAUUUCCCCCCCAGCUAAUGCUAAACUCCACAUAUUUUUCAUAACAAAACAGAAGUUGCAAAUCCUGCAUUCAUUUUGGGGGAAUACAGUGGACGCUCGGGUUGCGAACGUGAUCCGUGCAGCAGGCACGUUCGCAACCCGCAGCUGCGCGUCUGUGCACACGCGGAUUGCAAUUCGGCACUUCUGUGCACAUGCAAAGCGCGAUUUAGUGCUUCUGCGCAUGCGCAGGCGCCGAAACGCGGAAGUAACCCAUUCCGGUACUUCCGGAUUUCGGCGGUCCGUAACCCGAAAAAACGCAACCUGAAGCGUCUGUAACCCGAGGUAUGACUGUAUGAGGUUUUGGCAGCUGAAACCUUUCAUAACAAGCAAAGCUGCAAUGAAGUUGGAAUGGGGCGUUUUGAGGGAUUUGGGUCAUUUCUUGGCAAACCAUUGCCCAGAAUUUGAAUCCUUGUGGUCAGUCCCGCCAUAGGUGGGGGAAAGUGCCUAUUUAAAAAAAAACAGUUCGGAGACCAGUUCAGGAAAGGGCUUUCUUUGCUAGAGCGUCCAGCCUGAUGCCUCCCGCAUGUGUUGCAUCAGGAAGGUUUUGGGCAUCGCAGGACAGUUUCGAAGAUGCGCUCUCUUCAGCCCACAUUCCCAGGCUAUUCACACUGCUGUCUCAGCAAUGUCUACACUGACUUGGUCAUGUCCACAGAACAGAAGAUGGCAGGGUCCCCGGGGAUGUUCUCUACAGGGAGCUGGCUUCAGGUGCCAAGCCAGUUGGCAGACUAACUCUGCACUACGAAGAUGUCUGCAAACAUGCCAUGAGGGCUGGCAUCACCAACCUGCCCUGUGGGAAUCCCUUGCGGACGACUGCAGUGCCUGGAGACAGUCAGGUUGUGCAUCUCUAGCAGUGACCAGAGGAGGAAUGACCUCUGGGAGGAGAGCCGAGAGGAGAAACGCCCGGGUGCAUCUGCAACAGCACAACCGGACGCCUUCCUCUGCCCCAGCUGCAACAAAACAUCUCUCUCCCCUAUCGGUCUCUACAGCCACAGCAGGUGCUGCAGGUGUCCAACAGUGUGCCUUCACCCCCAAAGGAGCACUUCUCCACUGUCUCCCAAGACGGACAGAUGCCAGCAAAUUCUCUGCCGGCCGGUUCUUUGUUGGCAACCACAGAAAGGUGAUUUCUUAUCACCUGAAGCUGAACUUUGCAUUUAAUUUUUUUAAGUGUUGCAUCUCUUCCAACCAAUAGAUAAUACUUUACAGUUUGGCUUACAUUGACUCUUUUUGCCUAGUUCUGCCUACAAAAUCAGUCCCUGGUUUUGCUGAGUUAAAGACUGCCGUGUUUCUCUUUAAAUCUGCUCUUUGCCUGCCUUGGGAAGCUCUGAGUUUCCUUUACAGUUUGAGACAGUUCUGGGUUACAAGCCAGACACUUGAAGGUGGAGGGUUCUUUUAUCCCAGAAUCCCAGGCGUGCAACCUGAUAAUCUCAGUGCCUGAGAGGGGCUUAGCUUGCAGUCUCCACUUUGGAGCUGAGUCUACAAGCCCACCUCAUGGCUACAACAUCCAGGUUUUUUUACAUGCACAGACACACCCCCUGCACCCCCUGGCUUUGUGCAACAUCUUGCCCAAUCGAGAUUUCUGGAGAACUCAGGAGCUUGCAAAACUCCUGCGGCAUUUUGGUCGCUCUCAGAAAAGGUGCUGCCUCACACAGAAAGGAUAUUGCAGAAUUGGAAAAGUUUCCGAAAAGAGCAACCCAAAUGAUUGAGGAGAUGCAGCGAUUUCCUCCCCUGUGAGGAAACUCCCCAACCAAGAAAGAUUGCAGCGUUUGGGACUCUUUAGUUGAGAGAAACGUCGAGGAAGAGGUAACAUGAUAGAAGUUUAUAAAAUGAUGCCUGGCCGAGAGAAAGUGUCUAGGGAGCAGUUUUUCUCCGUCUCUCAUAUCACUAGAACUCAUGGACUCCAAGGAAGCUGAAGGUUGGAAGAUUCAGGACGGGAAAAACAAAGCCCUUCUUCAGGCACAUAAUUAAGCUGUGGAACUCCUUGCCACAGGAGGCAGUGAUGGCCACCAAUGCAGCUGGCUUUGAAAAAGAAUCAGACCAGGGGUCACCAAACCUUUUCAGCAGCGGGCUGGUCCACUGUCCCUCAGACCUUGUGGGGGGACGGACUAUAUUUUGGGGAAAGAAAAGAAAAAAAGAAUGAAUUCCUAUGCCCCACAAAUAACCCAGAGAUGCAUUUUAAAUGAAAAUAAAGUCAGGUCCCUGAAGAUUUCCAGAGGGGUCACUGUGUUGCAGCAAAAGCCGUUUUUAAUUCUCCACCAACAACACUGUUAAACAGUGGAACUCACUGCCACAGGAGGGGAUGGUCACUGCCUGGGAUGCUUUUAAAAGAGAAUUCUGCAAUUCAUAGAGAUUUGCCACAAUGGCUAUUCUCUCUGUCUCUACCUCGGAGGCAGCAGGGCUUCUGAAUCCCAGUUUCUGGAAACCACCGGAGAGGAGAGAGCGGUUUCCCACGGGGGCACCUGGUUGGCCGAGUCCUCUUUGAAGAGGUGGGGGGGCAGAUGAGGAGCUCUUUGCCCCCCUGACCCCGGAGCCAGGCUCUGCUUAUCUCCUUAGGGUAGUCGGGUCACAGGGAUGGCAAUUGAAUGGAGUAACAUUCAGGACAGAGCAAUGGAAAUAGGUCCUUAUGCGGCACAUGGUUAUCCUGUGGAACUCCCUGCCACAGGGGUGGCCACCAACCUAGAUGGCUUUGAAAGAGGAUCAGACAGAUUCUGGGAGGAGGAGAGGGCUCUCCGUGGCUGCGUGAAGAAAUUCUUUCUUUUAUCUGCCCUGGAUGUAGGGAGCGUGACUCGCACUCGUGUCCUGCUUGUGAGUUUCUGGAACAGGAAGUUGCACUAGAUAACCCUCUGGUCUAGUCUGACCCAGCAGGGCUCUCCCUGCGCUUACUGAACAACAAGCUUUAUCUCUGGGCGAAAGCAGAGACUGUGUUGAAAUACGCCUCUGAGGAGGAAACAAAAUUGCAUUGCAGAAGUUAAAUUUCUGAUAAUUUGAAAGCGCUUGAAUUUCCUAACAUUGCAGCACUUUGUAGAAAUCUUUUGUCUGAUCCGUGGUGCCUAUUUGAUUUUUCCGUUGAGAGCCCGUUUUAAAUCUUUGAGUGUAAUGUGUAGAUAUAAUUAAAAUUGGAUCUUGUGUUGUGUUUGUGUGUGAUGGGGGAGCUGAGGCUAAUUGGGUCCCGCUUUCGAAUCUUGCAAAUGGCUCUUCUUACAAGAGGGAGCUUCCCUCUGUGAAGCUGCAAAUUUCAUUUCUUCCUUCGUAUUUCCUUAGCCUGCCUUUUGGCCAUGCAAGCACCCCACCCCAAGCAGCAAACAAUAAUUAAGAUAAGGUUCACAUCAACAGUAUAAAAUGAUGUCAUGUGCAAUAGCUGUAAAUCAGAAUUUGCAUUGUUUUGUUUACAUGAAAGCUUUUUAGCUCAAGACGUUUGGAGAGGAAUGUAAUUUCCCCAAUUAAGGAAUGAAAAAGCAAAUUAUAUGAAUAUGCAAUUAUGGAUAAAUUACGCUGUAACUAAAGGAAGAAGACAUAAUCCGUUACUGUGAUAAUUGGCUUUGGCUUAUUAAAUUAUUGGAACAACGAUGAAGGGGAGCGUUUCAACUUGUUGACAGUGAGGCUGCAAUCCUGGCUAAUUUACUUGAGAGUAAGUUCCAUUGCUCUUGGGGGGACUUACUUCUGAGUAGCCGUGUGCAGGAUUGUGUAGGCUUGCACUGUUAUCAUGGUCACAGAAAUAACUGAAGUGUGCCGAUAAUCAUCUAUAAACAUUGUGAUUAGGGUGGGAUUAGUUGAUGUAUAUUUCCAGAUGUUUCUCUUACGCAGUUUUAAAAAUUCUCCUAACUUUCUUCAACAAGGCCUCUGAGGCAACUUUAUUGAGAUGUUGAAAUGCAGAUUUAUUUAAACGUUGGCAGUUGGUUAUUUGGAGGGGAGAUUUUUCUGCAAAAGGAUGCUGCAAACUUUGGCAGCUCUGAAACACUUCUUUCAAAAUGGGACUUUCAGGCAUUUCAGCUCUGAGACAGGAAACACUUUUCAAGGGGCGUUAUGUGUCUCAUUAAUACGGGGAUCUUUCUUCCCCAUUUACAAAUAAUAAAGAUUUUAAAGAUUUAGAAAAACAAGAGCAUUCACCAGCAGACUGAGAAGAAAGGUUCUGCGUAGGCACUGAGUGACCAUGUGCUUCGAUAUUUGUGUAAGAAAUAAAACCGUGCCAUAUAUAUUUAUGGGUGGGUGGGUGUCGUUUGAGCUCUGCCCUUUGACUGCUGCUGGCUCAUGAAAUAUCUUCUCAAGACGGGUUGUUCCCAGGUCUGUGUUCUAUGAAGACCACCCCCCUCCACCAGUUGACAUACCUUCUCCCAACAGGCUGUGCACAUGUAGUCGGAGACUAUGCCCGCAUUGAAAAUGCCUCUGCUCUUCCCUUUUCAGCCCACUCCUGGUUCUGGGAGACAGCAAUGCAAGAGAGGAGAGGAAGCACUUGGCGCUUCACUUGCCUGGCCUGCCUCUUCCUCCUCUUCUUCCUCAUCCUCCAGCUCAUCCCUCCAACUCCAAAACUUCCCCUGCCUCUGACUCCUGUCUCCUGGCUGGCACAGUUCCCCACAAAUCACUGCCCCCCUCUCCUGAGUAAGACUCAAGCCCCUCUGCCCCCGGUGCACACUUGCCAGCGAAUACCCUCCAACAUUUCUCUGGUGAAAAUAGGGAUGUCCUAUUCAACAACAACAACAGUUUUGCAAUUUUUACCACACUCAACUGACUGAGUUGUCCUAGCCACUCUAGGCGGCUUCCAACAUAUAUCAAAACAUAAUAAAACAUUAAAAAACUUUCCUAUAAAGGGCUGCCUUCAGACGGUUCAGGGUUUGAAUAACUCCAUCCCCUCCAACAUUUCUACUGUGAAAAUCAGGACGUCCUAUUCCAUCCCCUCCAACAUUUCUCCCAUUAAAAUAGGGACGUCCUAAGGAAAAGUGGGGCACUCUGGGGUCAAAUAAAAAACCGGGACGGCUUCUGUAAAUCCUGGACAGUCUUUGGAAAAUAGGGGCAUUUGGGGGGUCUUCCAGUAUCCGGCCCGGUCCCUGACAUCUAGGGUUGGGAAAGAGACCCCCUGCCUGAAACUCUGAAGAGCCUCUUCCGGUCAGUGUUGACCACACUGAGCCAGGUGGCCCGAUGGCUCCGACUCCGUAAAAAGCAUCUUCCUACAUGGCCCAAGAAUCACAGUUUCCCCACUCCAGUUUGAAAGGGAUCCUGCGGACAUUAGUGCCGGCGUUUGGGCUGCUGUUGGGUUUCUGACGCCCUGUUUCUCUCCAGUGCAGGAUAGAGUGCAAGGAUGUUGCGGCAGAAACCCUCUAUGACGUCCUGCACGACAUCGAAUACAGGAAAAAGUGGGACACAAACGUCAUUGAGACCUUCGACAUCGGCAAACUGACGGUCAACGCCGACGUGGGAUACUACUCCUGUGAGACGCUGGGGGAGUUUGUGCGGGCGGCUCUUGUCUAAGGCAGCCUCUGCCAAAGAGGGGCGUUCCAGAUGUUUGGAACGGCAGCUUCUGUCGGCUGAGGCUCUUGGGCGCUGCGGCCCAAAUCAUCUGGGGGUCCCAGAUUUGGAAAGGCAGGCUGCCACCAGUUGCCGUUAUUUUGAGCCAUCAGUUGCCUGGAUGUUUUUGCCCAGAUGUUUUGGCCUUCCCCAAAACAGCCCAGCUGUGCUGGCUGGGGUUGUUGGGGGAUGCAGCCCCAAACGUCUGGAGGGUGCCAGGUCAGCAGAGCCAAAUCUAGGGGUCCCUCCUGAAACUGCAGCCGUGUUCAGGUCGACCCCGGAGGAGAGGGCUGUUGAUGACUUACUAGCUAGCAGCCUCUUCUGUUCUGUCUCAGGGGUCCCUCCCACACCUUUGAGGUGAUGCUGACAGCCACCUAAGGAAGCUUCGCAUACUCAGAGGGCACUGGAUUCUGGAUCAUGGCCUUAUGGCUGCAGUGCCUCCGCCAGCACAUCACCCUUAAGGCACGGGGCAUUUAACUUUACUCUUCGGUGACAACAUCAAACGUCAGGGGUGCCCAAUGACGUCUGCCCUUUAUGCUGCAGCAAUCCAUAGGAGCCAACUCCUAGGGGCCCUGGGGGCUUUGCCCCCCCUAAAAUAUUUGAGGGGGCUGGGCUAUGGUUACCAGAUUUUUUUCAAUGAAUCCGGGGACACUUUUUUUCUUUGAAGCUGAGUAGCAACAGGGAGUCAGUAGUGGGGAUGGUGAGGCAAAAGACCCUGGGCCCAAGCACACAUGCAUGUUGUAUAAAGGUGCAAAGCCCUUCUUUUGCACCCUGUGAAACAUAAAUGUGCAGAGUUUUUUAAAAACUGGGCAACGGCCGCCCGCCUGCAACUCCCGAGCCUCCCCCGGUCAGUCAAAGCAAAGGGGGCAGGAGAUCUGUACCGCUGGACGUCCCCGGUUCCCCUUUGGCAGUGGCACUGAGCAGCCUGGAGCCAGCUUGGUAGCGCAGUUGGCUCUGGCUGGCUUCAGGAGCUGCUCGCUGCCCACUGCUGUGGCGCCCGCCAUUUUUCCUCACCAGAAGUUCCGGCAAGGAAAAAUGGAAGGCGCCACAGCAGCGAGCAGCGAGCAGCUCCUGAAGCCAGCCAGAGCUGAGGCUGCCGCUGCCACGUUUUCCAGGGACAGAUUUGCAAAUCUGGGGACUGUCCCUGGGAACUGGGGACAUCUGGUAACCCUAGGCUGGGCCCCCACAUUGUUCAAAUGGUGUGUGUGCACUGCGUCGUGAUUGAUUAUGUGGGGUGGGACUGACCCUGGGCCCCCUCAAUAUUUUAUUCAAGUUGGCCCCCCAGCAGCAAACUAACCUGGAAGCUUCCCCUGCAAGUUUAACUUGCAUGCAUUCAGACACACUUUGGAAACUCCCUGCCUAGUGAAAUCCUCCGGGCUCCUUCCCUGCAUUUUUUUUGGCAUGUGCUAAAGGCAUUCUCCCUUGGGCAAGCCUGUCUAGAAGUUUAGAAUGCUGGUGUGUUUUUAGUUUAUCGCUGUGAUGUUCUUGUCGUUUUAUAGAAAAAGAGUGCUUUAUUUGUUUUUAGUUAUAACCUUGAUGCUUUUUUCCUGCCAUAAGCCGCUUUGAGGGUUUUUUCUCUACACAACUGAGAGGCAUAUAAUUUUUUGGUGUGGAGUUAUAAAUACACAAUAGAUUUGCUGCAGGAGAGGGGUGAGAGUUGUUAGUUGCAGGCCAGGAUGUCUGUUUGCUUCUCCUGAGAUGACCUUCCCUCUCCUCUCCCCCCGCUUUUUGGCAGGGAAAUGCCCCAAACCCUUGAAGAACCGAGACGUCAUCACCUUGCGCUCCUGGCUCCCCAUGGGCAACGACUUCAUCAUCAUGAACUACUCCGUCAAACAUCCCGUGAGCGACAGGCUUUUUCUGGAGAGGGGGGAGCAAGGAGGAGGGGUGUGCAUGGACGAUGUUCCGUACACAGACGCGGGUGAUCUAAACCACUGAGCCUCUUGGGCUUGCCGAUCAGAAGGUCGGCAGUUCGAAUCCCCACGACGAAGUGAGCUCCCAUUGCUCUGUCCUGGCUCCUGCCAACUUAGCAGUUCGAAAGCAGGGCAGGGCAAGUAAAUAAGUAGGUACUGCUGCAGCAGGAAUCUAAAAGGCAUUUCCAUGCGCUCUGGUUUCCAUCACAGUGUCCUGUUGUGGCAGAAGCAGUUCAGUCCUGCUGCCCACAUGACCCAGAAAGCUGUCUGUGGACAAACGCUGGCUCCCUUGGGCUGAAAGCGAGAUGAGCGCCGAAACCCCAGAGUUGACUUUGACUGGACUUAACUGUCCAGGGGUCCUUUACCUUUUACCUUUACCUUGAUAGGGACAUGGGUGGUACUGUGGUCUAAACUACUGAGUCUCUUGGGCUCGCCGAUCGGAAGGUCGGCGGUUCAAAUCUCCGUGACGGAGUGAGCUCCUGUUGCUCUGACCCUGCUCCUGCCAGCCUAGCAGUUCGAAAGCACAUCAAAGUGCAAGUAGAUAAAUAGGUACCGCUCCAGCGGGAAGGUAAACGGAAUUGCACCAAAAGCGGUUUAGUCCUGCUGGCCACAGAACCUGGAAACGCCAUCUCCCUCGGCCUGAAAGCAAGAUGAUGAUGAUAAUAAUAAUAAUAAUAAUAAUAAUAAUAAUUUUUUAUUUAUACCCCGCUCAUCUGGCUGAGUUUCCCCAGCCACUCUGGGUGGCUUCCAAUCAAGUGUUAAAAGCAAUACAGCAUUAAAUAUUAAAAACUAAGAUAGCUGCUUAAAGAGAAGAUGAGCGCAGCAAUCCCAGAGUCGCCUUUGACUGGACUUAACCAUCCAGGGGUCCCUUACCUUUUACACAUGUGCUAGAGUUUUAGGUGCUGCAGAAAUUCUGGGCUUGAGCUUGCAGCAAGUGGCAUGCCUGUUAUAGGAAAAACUAAACAGGAAGGAUUGCCCUUUGGGAUGCUUUAAUACUGGGGUCCUGUACGGGGCACCCCAGGGGCACCAUGGUGCCAUAAGACCCCCCCCCCCGGUAUCUGCAAAGGGCCUUUCCCCCAUUGUUAUUUGUUAGAGCAGUUGCCUGUGGGUGGGUGGGUGGGUGGGGUUUUUGGGGAGGGAGACCUUGCUUUUUGGUCUGUUUUAUUUUCUUUGGGUCUCAGCGUUUCGACCAUUUUGGGGUGGGGGAGUUCUGAGCGUUGCCAGGGUUUCUUCUGUGAAAUGGGCAUUUUGGGGUGCCCAUGACUCUUCCUUAAAUUUCCACGUGUGCCCCCAGCCCUCAAAAAAGGUUGGGUGUUCCUAAAUUAAUAUAAUGUAAUUCCAUUUUUUACCCUGACCCUCCAGUGGACCCCUUAAAAACCUGCAAACAGAAACGAAGAACCAAAUGAGGAAAUUCAGGGGGUUUCAGGGAAUGUCUGGAGGAGAUUCUGCUCUGAAGACACCGAGAGACAGAAGUUGGGUCCUCUCAGCCAGAGCCUUUUCCCCAAUGACAUUUUCUCACCAUCACCUGCCCUCUCCCAAAUAGACAGACCGUUCUUUUGGGAUGGUUAUUAUAAAAUGUUUAAAAUGUAAGUCUGCAGUUCAGAAGCGGGCACCUCAUUUAAAAAGCUAAACACAGUUCUGGAUCCCAGACCAUGAUAUCAUAUACCUGUAAAUAAUACCUUGCCCAGAACCACAACUUUGCUGUGGGCAGUUUUUUUAAAUGUCCAAACAGAGCAUCUCUAACCUGGCAGUCUACACCUCCCAGGAGCCCCAGACAACACAGUUGUGUUUUUUCUAAGCUGUGAGCUGUUUUGCACCAGCAGAUCAGAGUGAAAACGGCACCAUGUUAUAUUGAAUCAGGAGCCCUUUUUGAUGUCCUGUUGGGGAGGCACGUGUGGAAAUGUAAGGAACUCUUGUGGGCGACACAAAACAUCCAUUUCACCUCCCCGGGGUGCAAGCCCAGGCAGUAUGCAUGGAGGUCCUGGGCUGCGCAGAUGGCCUUGCUGAUGUGGUCCACCAUCCAACCGCCUUAGGGAUCCCACUCUGCAUUUGUGUAGGAUUUCCUCCUUUCUCCUUUUCUUCUCCCAAAGAUACCCCAGAAGGCAGCAGAGUUUUAGGACCAGUGUUUUCCUUCUCCAGGAUGAGCUCCCUUCUUCUUCACCCUUCGACCCCCUCUUGGUCUGGUCCGUUCCAUCCAUCGGAUCCUGUUUUUGGGAAACCAGGGAGAAAAACAUGAGAGCAAGAGUCCUCUUGCCUCCCAUGGUUUCCAGCAAUGGGGAUUCCCCCACCCUCAACACCCCACACAACUCCCACAGGGAGGUCUAAUAUAAUAAUAAUAAUUUAUUAUUUAUACCCCGCCCAUCUGGCUGGCUUUCCCCAGCCACUCUGGGCGGCUUCCAACAGAACACUAAAAACAGAAUAAAAAAUCAAACAUUAAAAGCUUCCCUAAACAGGGCUGCCUUCAGAUGUCUUCUAAAAGUCAGGUAGAUGUUUAUUUCCUUGACAUCUGGUGGGAGGGCAUUCCACAGGGCGGGUGCCACCACCGAGAAGGCCCUCUGCUUGGUUCCGUGUAGCUUUGCUUCUCGCAGGGAGGGAACCGCCAGAAGGCCCUCGGCGCUGGACCUCAGUGUCCAGGCUGAACGAAGGGGGUGGAGAUGCUCCUUCAGGUAUACUGGACCGAGGCUGUUUAGGGCUUUCAAGGUCAGCACCAACAACAGCCCCCCCCCAAGAAGCACAUCUUUCCCCUAAAUUAACUCCAGAUCUGGAGAGAGGAGGGAGCUCCUUUCUGGCAGUUUGGGAGCUGCAAGGAUGGUCGUCCUGGCUGGCUUAUGGCAGAAUUUCAGUUUCACCUGUCUUUCUGUUUUGUUUUUUGCCUUCCCCAGAAAUACCCUCCUAGGAAAGACAUGGUGAGGGCCGUCUCCAUUAAAACUGGUUACCUGAUCCAGGGGAAAGGAGAAAAGAACUGCAGCCUCACUUACCUGGCCCAGGUAGACCCCAAAGGUAAGGUCCAUGAAGAGCCACAAUUUCUUGGGCGGUGGUGUCAGUGUCCUGGCUCACGAUGAACAGUGACACAACUUCUUAUUUUAAAAUAUUGCUCGUCCAAGCUUCUUCCUUGCUCCCGGACAAUAAAGUUGGAUAAAAAUCAUAGAGUUCUUUCUCUCUGCAAGAACGCACACGCAUGCAUAAGAAAAUGAGAACAGGCUGCUGGAUGAGGCCCACGGCCCAUCUAGUCCAGCAGCCUGUUCUCAAGGGGUGGAUCGGAUGCUUGUGGGAAAUAAUAAAUAAUCAUAAUCAUAAUAAAUUUUUUAUUUAUACCCCGCCCUUCCCGGUUCAAAAACCAGGCUCAGGGCGGCUAACAACAAAUUUAAAACACUUUAAAACACUUAAUUAUAAAAGCAGCAUAAAAUACAGUAUAAAAACAUGAAUAACAAUAAAAUUCAAAAUUCAAUUAGAUAAUCCCCAGGGCUAGCUGGCUGAAUUGGUCCUACUUGGGCCAUUGAGGAGGCCAGGGGAGAAUUAGCUGUGGGGUCUCAGAGCGGGUGAUCUUCAUAAAAGGGGAGGGGGAGGGAAGAGAAGGGAAAUAAAAGAUCAGGCUGAAUUCGAAUUAAAGGCCAGGCGGAAUAGCUCUGUCUUACAGAGGUUAGGAGGUUAAAUCCUGCAGGGCCCUGGCCUCAUGGGACAGAGUAUUCCACCAGGUCGGAGCCAUCACUGAGAAGGCCCUGGCCCUGGUGGAGGAUAGUCUGACUUCCUUAGGGCCUGGGACCUCUAAACUAUGGUUAUUCAUGGACCUUAAGGUCCUCUGCGGGGCAUAGCAAGGAGAACCUGAACGCAAGAGCAACUCUCCCCUCCUUUGGUUUCCAGCAACUGGGAUUCAGGGCUCAGCCACACUUAGCUUUGCUCUCAUUUCCAGGCACAGGUGCAAUCUUUCUAGGUCUGCUGCGUUCGAGCAAAUAUUUGUCCCCACACCUUUCUCUGCAAAAAAACCCUGCUGUUUACUCCUGAAUUGGCAAUCUGCGGGAAACCCAAAUUGCUGUUGGUUCUGAUUCAGGGUAAAUAUUGGGUUUUCCUGGGGAAAGCAGCAGAAAGGGAAAAAAGCGCUUGGAUACGGACUGGGAAAAUGCAGACCUGAAAAGGGUGGGAUGAAUGGUAAGUGUAAAUGAACCCUCUGAUACUCUGCUUCCUCUGAUUUUGGAUGAAUUCUCCUCCAUGAAUUUGUCCAACUCUCUUUUAAAGCCAUCCACGUUAGUGGUCAUCACAGCUGUCAACGUUUCUGUUAUGUACUGAGUUGAAUAGGAUCCAAAAGGCAGCAGUCUGAUUGGUCCUAGAACAAUAGGAUUCGGAAUGCAGCAGUCUGAUUGGUCCACAGGAGCCACCCAAUCCAGCUCCAGGUGGAAGUGAAUCCGCAACCUGAUUGGCCUACAGGAGAAUCCCGGAAUUAGCCAAUCACGUGCAGCCCAUUGUGUAAAUAAUGUAUAUAAGGCAGACAUUCUGGGGGAACUUCCAUUCCUCCUCACCACUAUGAGCUGAAUAAAGAGCAUGAAAUCCACUCUCGACUCCAAGUAUAUUUCAGUUUGCUUUUUUAAAAGGGAAAUUCCCUUAUUCUGAAUAGGAUUCCUUGCAGGAAAAGGGAAAAGUUGACAGCUAUGGUGGCCAUCAGUGCCUCCACAUGUUUGACUAUGUGCUGCGUGAAAAAGUCCUUUUUUAAUUCUGUCCCGAAUCUCCCAUCAAUGGAUGCAAUUGAUAAAAGCUCCAAUUUUAUGCAAGAAAUGUUGCAUAAUUUAUGGUCAGGGUUUAGGGAUGGUUGUUGCAGAAUUAUUCAGGCUAUUUUUAGCAAAGCAGGGAGAGGAGGAAGCGGAGCCAGCAGAGCCACAUUCUCUGCAGUCUCAGCCACCCAUUAAAUCCUCUCCUCUCCAGCUUUGCCCCUAAUCAGCCGUGUCUGAGCCCAUAAAGGCCCUUCUCUAGUUCUGACCUUGGAGUCCGUCCAGGCUGCCAAGAGAACGGCGUCUCUGCAACGGAGCCCCUGUGCCGUUCGGCAGCGCGGAAUUUGCUAAGCGCCGGCGAUUGACGCGGGGAGUUUGCAGGCACUAAAGCUGGGCAGAUUUGGGAGUUAUCCUUUUUUUAGUCCUUUAAGCACAAACUCCAGCUGUGCAGAGGAUUUCUGCCAGCUUUGGAGAAGAUGAAUCUUUGGGAAAGGUGAAGGACACUGAGGACCAUAAGAACAGAAGCAGAGCCUGCGGCUGGAUCAAGCCAAUGGCCCUUCUCGUCCAGUAUCCUGUACUCACUGUGGCCAAUCAGAUGCCCUAAAGGGAAACCGACAGGAUUCGAACACAAGACCCCUCUUCCCUCCUGCAGUUUUCAGCAACUGGCAUUCAGAAACAUCGCCGCCUCUAACUGUGGAAGCAGAUCACAGCCAUUCUGGCUAGUAGCCUUCGAUAGCCCUCUCCUCCUCCUCCUCCUGAAUUUGCCUAAUCGCCUGGAGAAGAAGAGACAUUUAAGAGGCGAUAUGAGAGCCACCUUCCAAUACAGUGGACGCUCGGGUUGUGAACAUGAUCUGUGAUACCUCGGGUUACAGACGCUUCAGGUUACAUAUGCUUCAGGUUACAGACUCCGCUAACCCAGAAAUAGUACCUCGGAUUAAGAACUUUGCUUCAGGAUGAGAACAGAAAUCGUGCUCCGGCAGUGCGGUGGCAGCGGGAGGCCCCAUUAGCUAAAGUGGUGCUUCAGGUUAAGAACCAUUUCAGGUUAAGAACGGACCUCCGGAACGAAUUAAGUUCUUAACCCGAGGUACCACUGUAUCUGGAGGGCUGCCACAUAGAUGCUGAUGGAGACAAUCCAUUUUCCUUUGCUGCAGGCUCAGAAUGUAGGACCUACACGGGCAGGUUCAAAUCACAGUGAGUUACUUAGGCAGAGGCGUACCUGGGGGUUGGAGAAACCAGCCUCUGCCAGGUGUGCAUGCAAAAAUCACCUAUCAUCGGGGCUUUUUUCCAGCUGGAACUCGCCAUAACUGAGAUCCAGCCGCUCUCGGGUGGAUGCCAUUGUCAUUCUAAGACAGGCACCCCCAAACUCAGCCCUCCAGAUGUUUUGGGACUACAACUCCCAUCACCCCUAGCUAACAGGAGCAGUGAUCAGGGAUGAUGGGAACUGUAGUCCCAAAAAACGUCUGGAAGGCCAAGUUUGGGGGUGCCUGUUCUAAGAGAACAAGGGAGGCGUUGGUGGCGAGUUCUCUGGAAAAAUAUCACUGCCUAUCGUAGUAUGGAAUGUAUGGCAUAUCCUUGUGUGUGUGUGUCGAUGCAAUGAGGCAAGAUCAAAUGAAGGAGGAGCUUCCUGUCCUUCUUGCACUGUGGCACAAAGGUGAUUUGGGGUGGGUGGGUGUGCGCGCACCAAUACCGCUCCUUGCCAGGGGCGCAAGGGACCCUCAAUACGCCUCUUUAUUUUAGGAAGACCCUCCUUGUCCGUCAAGCAGCUUGGCUCGUCUUAUGUUCUUUUGCUUCGGGGCUUCCCAUCAUGGUCAUCUGUUAAUAAUAAUAAUAAUAAUAAUAAUAAUAAUUAUUAUUAUUAUUCCCCAGCCACUCUGGGUGGCUCUGCAUUGAGUGUUAAAAACAAUACAGCAUUAAAUAUUAGAAGCUUCUCUGAACAGGGCUGCCUUCAGAUGUCUUCUAAAAGUCUGGUAGUUGUUCUCUUUGACAUCUGGUGGGAGGGCGUUCCACAGUGCUGGUGCCACUACCAAGAAGGCCCUCUGCCUGGUUCCCUGUAACCUCACUUCUCCCAAUGAGGGAACCGCCAGAAGGCUCUCGGCGCUGGACCUCCGUGUCCGGGCUGGACGAUGGGGGUGGAGACGCUCCUUCAGAUAUACAGGACCAAGGCCGUUUAGGGCUUUCAAGGUCAGCACCAACACAUUGAAUUGUGCCGGGAAACGUACUGGGAGCCAAUGUAGGUCUUUCAAGACGGGUGUUAUGUGGUCCUGGCGGCCGCUCCCAGUCCCCAGUCUAGCUGCUGCAUUCUGGAUUAAUUGCAGUUUCCGGGGCACCUUCAAAGGUAGCCCCACGCAGAGCGCAUUGCAGUAGUCCAAGCGGGAGAUAAGUGUUUGGUCACUGUGGGGCCAGGACUCUAGAUUAGACGGGCCGCUAGCCAGACCCAUCAUCCCAGGCCCUCCCAUCCCCUCCAACAUUUCUCCGGGGGGAAAAGGGACGUCCUAUUCCAUUCCCCUCCAACGUUUCCCUGGUGAAGAGAAAGCGGGACAUUCCAGGAUCAAAUCAGAAACCGGGACGGCUUCCGUAAUUCUGGGACUGUCCCUGGAAAAUCAGGACACUUGGAGGGUCUGCUCUGCCAUUCAUAGAACCACAGAACUGUAGAGUCAGAAGGGGUCCCAUGUAGUCAUCUAGUCCAACCCCCUGCAAUGCAGGAAUCCCGACUAAAUAAUCCUUGACAGAUGCCCAUCCAUCUUCUGCUUAAAAACCUCCAAGGACGGAGAGUCAUUGUUCCAGAUAUUUUGGAAGGGUGCAGAAAAACCAUCAUAGGAGAUUUGGGGGCAAGGUGCCCAUUGCUUUGGGAUUUUGGUUUGCAAGCCUGGGGUUGAAAAUCACAUACCGUAUUUCUCUGUGUAUAACACGCCCCCUGUUUUUUGGGACUCCAAAUUGAGAAAUGGAGGGAGGGGUGUUGUUGAGCUUUUUGGGGGGUGGUUGCCGAAAAUUGCUCACCCACAAGACCACCACAGCCAAUCGCACACACGUCAACCAAUCCUGCAGGUUCGCCAAAAGCAAGCACCAAUUGGUCACCCAUUUGCAGCAGCAGAAAAUCGCCAGUGGACCUUGCCGCACCUGCCAAUCACAAGAAAAUACGCUGAUGACAAUCUCCCGAUCACAGCAGCCGCCAAUACCCCAUCCUGCCUCUCCACUAUCCGUGUCUAAUACGACCCCAAAAAUUUACCAUACUUUUUUUGUAAAGUAACCUCGUCUUAUACACGGAAAAAUACGGUAUGUAGGGGCCAAGACGCCAGGGACUGUGUUUCCUUCCCGCCAGCAUUUUGUACACCUUUUUCGGGUGGGUGUUUUCUUCUCCUUGGGGUACGGGGCUGUGUCGCACUCUAAAAACUCUUCUCCCCUCCUCAGGUUCUUUGCCAAAGUGGGUGGUGAACAAGUCCUCGCAGUUUCUCGCUCCAAAAGUAAGUCAAGAAAACCGUCCCUCCUUCCUCUGCCUCUUUCGUCCCGCCAACCGGCUGCCCGUUGUCCGUGUUUCCCUUUACUUGCCAGCCUCAUCCUCAGGCUCUCCAUGGAAACAAUAAGUGUGUGGACUGUUGCUGGUGACGCAGAGGAAAAACAUGUUUCCUGGGGGAUCACAAAUGGGGCUACACAGGACCCCCAAAGGAUCUGGCAGAGCCCCUUUGGCUAAACUCAUUUUCUGCAUGUGAGACAAACGGGUUAUUUAUUAUUUUAUGCCUUUUUUAUCUUGCCUUUUUCUCCAUGGUUCUCCCCCCCCCCUCCUAUUUAGUUCCCACAACAACCCUGUGAGGGAGACAGGGACUGGCUCAGUGAGCUCCAUGGCCAGUUGGGGAUUCGAACCCUGGUCUCUCCUAGGCCAGAGGCCAAUGCUCCAACCGCUACACCCUACUGCCUCUCUCAUAUUAUUCGGGAUCCAUCUUGAAAAACUUUUGCAAAAAGGUUCGAUAACGUUUGGCCUUUAUUGAGCCUCCUUUCUGAUUUGCUUGUUGGCUGUUUACACUUGGUCACAUUCCAAAUCCGUUCCUAAUUUUCUCAGUCACUUCCCUAACUGCAAAAAAAUAAAAAUAAAAUCCAUUUAUUUUUCUGUGCCUGGGAAACAAGAGUCUUUCAUGGUGCAAACCCAUGGUUCCUGUGAUGCGCUUGGGCUUCUCCCUCAAAACACUGGCAUUCUCGAGGCGCCUCGAAAUGAGCCAGUAUGGUAUAGUGGUUAGAGGACUUUGGAAAGACCACAGUUCGAAUCCUCCCACUUGACUGUGGUUCUCAGUGGCUGGACCUUGACUCAGUCUCUGCCUUCUCUCAGGGCUGCUUUGGGGAUUAAAUGAAGGGGAGAGCUAUGUCCGUCAGUUCCUCUGAGAGAAAAGGCAGGCUAUAAACGCCAUGCCAUGGCCUGCCGCAGGCAGCUUUCCACAGACGGCCAUUUCUUCCAAGGGCGCCCCCUUGUGGUGCGAUUGGAAUUUUAUCUCACAGAAUCAUCGAAUCGGGUGGGACCCCUCCCGAUCAUCUAGUCCAGCCCCGUGCAAUGCAACUAAAUAAUCCUUGCUUCUACUUAAAAAUCUCUGAUGAAGGAGAGUUAACAGUCAGGCACCUCAGGAAAACACCCAUAGUUUCUGUGCGUUUUGGCUGAAACCGCCAAGGGGGAAAAAUGAGAUUUUAAAGGCGCUUGCUGUUUCGUUCCUGCCCAAAGCACCUGCGAUGAAGCCUGGGCUCACAUGCGCUGGCUCUCCAGGCUGCCGAACGUGAGGCUGGCAUUGCGCUGGGCUUCCUUCGAUGCUGACACCCACAGAGGGCACCUGAGCUCACUGCCGUCUCCGGUGACCUGGGCAGGUCACCCUCUUGCCGCGUUGCUCUCCUUUUCCAUGAGCCCAUCGCUGGAUUAAUUAGCCCUGUGGCUGAGAUGUCACAUUAAACCCCUCCAUGGCACCGGAGAACAGAGCAGAUCAGCAAAUGAGACGAUACCUCCAUUUAAUUAAAAAACCCAGAACUGCAAGAGAGAGUGAGAGAGAGCACACACAUUUGUUCUUCGCGAGCAUAUUAGCUUUCCAGAGGCGGAAGGCAUCUUGAGUUUUUCUGGGGUUUCUGCCCAGCAAAGGAGGCCUGUUUUUUGAAUUUCAUUUCAUUUCAUCGUCUGGGGAUUUCCCCCCCCCCACCUGGGGGGGAACAGAUGACAACAACGCUGUUCUUUUGCUUCAGAAAUUGAGGUGGGCUAUGAGAUCCAGAAGGCCAUGUGGUGAAAUUGAACGCAUAAGCCCUGCACAUGUCUGAAAUGCAGGGCCGGAGAGAUGCAGCUUUGUGGUCAAUAAUAAUAAUAAUAUAAUAAUAAUACCCGGCCACUCUGGGUAGCUUCCAACAAAAGGUUAGAAAUACAUUUAAAACAUCAGUUAUUAAAAACUUCCCUAAACAGGGCUGCCUUCAGAUGUCUUCUAAAUGUCAGUUGUUUAUUUCAUUGAUGUCUGAUGGGAGGGAGCCACCACCAAGAAGGCCCUCUGCCCGGUUCCCUGUAACCUCACUUCUCGCAGGGAGGGAACCACCAGAAGACUCUCGGAGCUGGACCUCAGUGUCCGGGCUGAAUGAUGAGGAGAUCGUAUCUAUAUACUUUUCUAACUGUCUUUUUACCAGCGCAGCUUCCUCUGGCUGGUAGAGCACGAGACUCUUAAUCUCAGGGCUGCGAUUUCGAGUCUCACGUUGGGCAUUGCAGGGGGUUGGACUAGAUGACCUUGGGGGGUCCCUUCCAACUCUAGGAUUCCACGGCCGGAGCGCCCCCUGCUUUGGCCUCGGCUGCUUCCUCUUUCCCUCUCUCUUCCCCUCCAGGCGAUGAAGAAGAUGCACAAGGCUUGCUUAAAGUACCCAGACUGGAAGCAGAAACACAACCCGCAUUUCAAGCCCUGGCUGUACCCGGAGCAGAACACCCUGGCUAGCCUGGCGCUCUCGGAUCUGGCCAUCCAGCAUGCCGACUCCCUCGAGAACAUCGACGAGAGCAGCCUCUCUGAGACCAAAGACGACCGGGGCGAAGCCAGCGACGAGGACAGCGUCAACUGAACGCCACCCAUCGGCCUCUCCUCCUCCCCAUUCGCGCACCCGGCCUUUGUUUUGUGUGUGACCCAGGCCUCGGCCAGCCGGGGUUCGCCGGCUCUUUUGGACUACAACUCCCACGGCGCCGGCUGGGCCUUCUGGGAGUUGUGGCUCAAAAGAGCGGCGGGGCCCCAGCUUGCCAAAGGCCGGCGUCACCAACGCAGUUUGUGUUUUCCGAAAAGAUACCUCCACGCCUGUCUGGCACUCUCAGUGGUGCAGGGGGGAGGAAAGCGGGUUGGGAUGGAUGACCUUGGGGGAUCCCUUUUUAUCCUCCCCCCCCCCCCACAGUUCUAUGAUCUCCACUCACAGGUGUAGCAAAGCACUCACUUGUCCCCUCUCCGGGUGUUUUGGACUAGAAUUCCCACCAGCCCCAACCAAGACAGCCUUAUGAUGCCCAGUGGCGGAGUUUGGGCUCUCAAAUUUCAGCGGCGCAUUGAACUGCUCCAAAAUCCAGUCCCCAUCCCACCCUGCCUCUUACCACCCGUUGCUUGUCAUUGUAGCGGCGCCCAGUGCAGGUGAACCGGUCGCGCUCUUCUAAAUCCACAUCCAGCUGGUUGGAGUUGUAGUUCGAAGCAGCCUGGAGGGCUCCCGGGCGCCGAAGGCUGGCGGAACCAAUGCAGUUUGUGGCUUUUAAACCGGUCCCCUCUCCAGGCGCUUUGUGCCACAACUCCCACCAGCCCCACCUGAGACAGCCUUAAGACGCCGCGGCUGGUGGGAACUGUAGUUCGAAACAUCUUGAGGGUGCCCAGCUGGGGAAUGGGUGGCGGAAAUAAGACUUUUCCUUGGACGGACCAGGGGUCCUUUCCCCCUUUGGGUUCCUUGUCCGUCCAAACGACUGCUUAGGCGACAGAUCCCUGCCCUGCCCUCGGUUUCAAACACACAUUUUCAACCGAGCCACAAUUGUGUGGGCGCUUUGCAAUGGUUUGCAAAUGGGUGGAGAAGCAAAUUUCAAAUUUUCUGCUCCAGAUUGCUGCCUCCCUCCCCCCAACCAUCCGGAUUUCAGGUCCUGGCCGUGGCUGGUGGGGGCCCUUUCCCUGCAAAUCUUGUCCCCCCGCGGAGGUAGCUGAAGAAAACACUCUGGACGCUCCCAGGAGCCUUGUACAUCUAUUCGUCUGGUUCAGUGGCUGCUAUUUUUCACUCUUUUCUGUGUUUCUUCGUAAUUGUUAUUAGAGCUGCCUCUUAAGGGUUGGGGAAAAGUCUUUUCUUUCUGGUGUGCUUGUGAUGGCCGUGGAGGGAGCUUCUGUUUUUGCAGGCAGGGUGUGGGGGUCUUUUCGCAAUAGGUUUGGGGGCCGAAGUCUCCCGCAGGCUUCGUCCUUCAAGCCUCUUGCCUUCUUUCUCUCCCUGCAAAAUCUGGCAGCCUUUGGCGUGGAAUUUAGCCACUCACAGAUCUGGGGUUUGAAGACUGUUUUAUGGGGGGGGGGGCUGGCUCCUUGAAGCCUCUUUUGCAUUUCGGGGGGGGGGGUUGGGUUGGGUGGGGGCAAAAGAAGAAGAAGAAGCGAGAUUUCAUACGUUGUUAUCGGAGCCGUUUAUUUGAAAAUAAAAGAAUUCAAGC
Messenger RNA from Podarcis lilfordi (Lilford's wall lizard), 54853 nucleotides. NCBI's taxonomy places the organism in Eukaryota, Metazoa, Chordata, Lepidosauria, Squamata, Lacertidae. The record is from the annotation of a GenBank genome assembly.